UAGAUAACCGGAAGUGGAUGGUUUGAUUGUAUUCCCGGGUCCCGGUUGUUGAAUGUCGCCUGUCGCUGGGCGGGAAGUGUGGGAAUAGAGCAGGUUGGCUGUGACCAUGGACAGGUAAGGAGGGAGGGUGGUGGUCGCUGCCACUGUGAGCCAUGUGACAUGUGUGGGCCUGGUGCUCUACCAUGAAUGUAGUGUGCUCCAUGCAUGCUUCACGUGCUAUGGAGGGAGAACCCUCCUCUGUAUAACCCAUUGGGAACCACACAAUCCAUGAAUGACCAGCAUGUCCCACUAUUAAAACAUUGUAAUUAAGGAGUAUCCUCCCCAAUAUCACUAUAAUCCCCAUCUGACUGUGCCCAUGUCCCACUAUUAAAACAUUGUAAUUAAGGAGUAUCCUCCCCAAUAUCACUAUGAUCCCCAUCUGACUGUGCCCAUGUCACACUAUUAAAACAUUGUAAUUAAGGAGUAUCCUCCCCGAUAUCACUAUGAUCCCCAUCUGACUGUGCCCAUGCCCCACUAUUAAAACAUUGUAAUUAAGGAGUAUCCUCCCCGAUAUCACUAUGAUCCCCAUCUGACUGUGCCCAUGUCACACUAUUAAAACAUUGUAAUUAAGGAGUAUCCUCCCCAAUAUCACUAUGAUCCCCAUCUGACUGUGCCCAUGUCACACUAUUAAAACAUUGUAAUUAAGGAGUAUCCUCCCCAAUAUCACUAUGAUCCCCAUCUGACUGUGCCCAUGCCCCACUAUUAAAACAUUGUAAUUAAGGAGUAUCCUCCCCAAUAUCACUAUGAUCCCCAUCUGACUGUGCCCAUGCCCCGCUAUUAAAACAUUGUAAUUAAGGAGUAUCCUCCCCAGUAUUACUAUGAUCCCCACCUGACUGUGUCCAUGUCCCACUAUUAAAACAUUGUAAUUAAGGAGUAUCCUCCCCAGUAUUACUAUGAUCCCCAUCUGACUGUGUCCAUGUCCCACUAUUAAAACAUUGUAAUUAAGGAGUAUCCUCCCCGAUAUCACUAUGAUCCCCAUCUGACUGUGCCCAUGUCCAACUAUUAAAACAUUGUAAUUAAGGAGUAUUCUCCCCAAUAUCACUCUGAUCCUCAUCUGACUGUGCCCAUAUCCCUUAGUUUAUCUGUCCCAUUUAGCCCAAGAUGCCGGACAUGUUACCCUCUGUGUUAAAUCUCAUUGAAGCUAUUUAUCAUUGUUAUGUGCAGGAGUAUUAUUUUACAUGUGUUUACUGUGGAAGCAGUAGUUAACCUAAUUUGUGUUCCUUUGAUGGAUCAGACCUGGUUUCUCUUAUUUGAUUUAAAAUAAAAAAUGUUUCACUUAAAAGGCCUGAAUUGUUCUUCCAUGACUUGUCAGUAGAUUGUGAGUAUGUGAGCAUAAACUACUGGCGCAUGUAAAAUUUAUCAGUUUUGUUUACAUUCAUCAUCACUGGUCCUUUUUGUCCUGUAGUGUGAUGUAAUUGGGUAUAAAUCCCUUUCUAAGGUGUCUUGAUUAAAGGGACACUAGUCACCUGAACAACUACAGCUUAUUGUAUUUGUUCUGGUGAGUAUAAUCAUUACCUUCAGUCUUUUGCAGUAAACACUGUCUUUUUAGAGAACAUGCAUUACAGUAAUGUUUACAUUACAGCCUAGGGAUACCUCCACUGGCAAAUCCUGGGGUAGUGCUGCACAGUGUCUCCCGCCCUCUGCCUGGAGACACUGGAUGUUCCUUAUAGAAAUGCAUUGAUUCAAUGCAUCUCUAUGAGGAGAUGCUGAUUGACCAGGGCUGUGUUUGGCUUGUGCUGGCACUGCCCCUAAUCUGCCUUCUUGACAGUCACAGCCAAUCCUAUGGGAAAGAAUUGUGAUUGGCUCUGAACAUUACUUCUGAUAAUGUCAGCAAAGGCGCAGAGCCAGCAGCAGCAGUAAAGGUAAUAUUUUUACUAUGUUUAGAGGGCCAGGGGGCUACAUGGUGGUUUUAAAACUAUAGAGUCAGGUAUACAUGUUUGUGUUCCUGGCCCUAUAGUGUUCCUUUAAGUGAAAUUAAUGCGUGGCUAGUAAAUGUUAGUCUGAAACACAUUACCUUUUAGGGUUUGGGUUUUUGUUUCUUAUAACCUGCUGGGCAUGGUAUUCUAUAGUGGUUUUAAGAGGAAAUCUAAGCAAUUCAAAAUUGUAAGAAUCUUUACACUAUUUAAUCCAGCCAAACUUGAUAAAGUUGUAACAUGCCCAAUAAAAUGCAGACAUGAUUUAUUAUAAGUAUAUAACAGUGCAAAUAUGUAAAUGUAUUUGAUCCAUACUUUACUGUAACCAUGGAAAACCCUUUACAGUACUCUCCUUUCCAGGAGGUCACAUGUGGAUUUUUCUUCUCCGGUGCUUCGGGAUGCUGAGAUUUCCAGAACUGCCCGUCGACAUAAGUCUACCGGGAUUACUUGUAUCCUUUACAUUGUUCUGAUAUUACUGCUUUCAUACGUUUGUGCAGAUUUUUGCCAUAACUACAAGAAUUACAUUCUGACACAUAUUAAAUAUUAUAUUAUGUAUGCCACAUACACACACUUUUGGCAUUGGAAACGGAGCCAGGUUGUCCAAUGUUUGGAGUGUUCCUUUAGAGAGUCAGAAAGGUAUGCAGCCACUAGAAGCACUUCUUCAUAGUCUUUCAAAUAUUAAAGUUUUCGUGUUGUACAUCAGUUUACGGUGUGAAGGCUUCCGGGUUCAGUGCUUUUCUAUUAGCAGCAUAGACUUUGCAGAGUGUGGUGAUUGCCACAUUAAAUUGGCCCAGGGUCAUCCUUUUAAGAUGAUUUCAGAAGAGGAGUAGCUGCUGGAUCGACACCAGGAUGACACUGGAGAAAAGGUGAGUUUCCUUCUAAUGAAAAUAUAUGUAACAACUUAGCAAGUUGAUAGAACAUGAAAUAAUGUGCCAUUCUUGGCAGUGUUUUUACCUGUCUAAUAUUCGUGCAUAUAAAGUUUUCUCAUGCAAUUUAUUUAUUUUUAUAUAUUUUUUUAAGGUAAACUUGCCUUUGCAAAAUUGCUUAGUUUUUUACCAGCAAAUAUUAUAUUUUAAACAUUGCAACUAGCUUACUGCUUUCCUUAACAUCUGGCCCCAGCGGAUGACAACUGGACUGGUGCUAGUACAUCAAGAACUCAAACAGUGACUUGGACACCUGGGUCUCUUCUACGGCAAAACUGUAAGUAUCUUCCCCACCCCAAAAGAAACAACUUAUAUGGCUGCAACACUAUUAACAAGCCAAAUAACUGGUCAUUAUGAAUAGGAUAGCUUCAGGUUGAAUAUGUAGAUUUUCCUAUGCAACCGUACUUCAUGAUAAGUGGAAGUUUAGCUUAUAGCUUGAAAACUGCAAACUGUUAAUCCUGUUAAAAAUUUUGUAAUGCAGAAAUGUUAUCAAAACACUAAAUUUCAUAGAACAGUGCAGAUAAUGUGCAACCAAUACAGGCCAUAGUACAAGAAAAAGGGGCAGGAAAAAGUUAAGUGUUAAGAAGUGUCCUCAGUCUCUGUGGUGUAGAAACAUUGGAUGAGUUGGGCUUGUAAGGUAGAAUUAAAAUGAAAGAAUGUCUGGCCCACUAAUAUAGGCCAGUUUCUUUGAACUGAUAAAGUAUCAGUUACUAAAUAAUUUUAUAAGAAUUGUAUGGAGACCAGUGCUGUAAGGGAGAGAAAGUGUUGGCAGAAUUCCUUUUUUAGCCCUGACAGUGCUCACCCGAUUACCUCACUGACUAGUCCAGGGAACCUUUGGCACUGCAGAUGUUUUGGACUUCACCUCCCAUGAUUCUUUGCCAGCAUUAUGGCCGUAAGAGCAUUGUGGGUGAUGUAGUCCACAACAUCUGGAGUGAGGAAGGUUACAUACCCCUGGACUAGGACAUUAUAGCAUUAGGAAUCCCUGGACUAGGACAUUAUAGCAUUAGGAAUACAUAUUCCUAAUGCUAUAAUGUCCUAGUCCAUUGCUGCAGUGUAUUAGAACUAUGGUACUUGUAGUACUGUUGGUGGGUGUUAAUUGUAGACACUGGUGAUCUGCAGCAAUUGUAAUAAUUUAAAGUGUGAAUAUUACCCCCCAUAUAUUUUUUUCAGUGCAUGGCUGAUCACCUCUAGAUUGUAAGCAUGUUUGAGCAGGGUCCUCAUAACCUUUUAUUUCAUGUUAGCACUUGUAAUAGUUUUGUUUUUUCUUAUUCCCCCUUAUAAAAAUAGAGCGCCAUGGAAUAUGUUGGCAUUGUAUAAAUGCCGGUAAUAUUUAAUGUAUUUAAAUAAAUAAUAGGUUAGCUCCCACCUAGAGUGUCUCUUUCAGACAUGGGCACAAUGUGAAUAGACUGACCACAACUUUAAAAAAGAAUCACUCUAUGCUUGGAUUUAUCAUUUACAGAUAUAUGAUAUAGCAAAGUAUUUGUUAAACUCAGAUAUACACAAUAGGCGAACAGUGAGUACAGUAGAUUAGGCCUUUAAUCCUGCUUGUUAAUUGGUAUGCUCAAGAAGCAAUUAAAUCUUGUAUGGUAUAGCGUAAAAGGCGAUUGGAAUAGAAGACCAAGUUAUAUUAUAAUUGAUCCUUGUAAGGUGAUGAUAUUACAAGUGAUGCUUUUAAAAGGUGUUCGUAAAUAAAGUAUAAUUAAGUGCAGUUAACCAGUAUAAAAGCAAAACAUCAAGCUAGAGAUCUAAAAAGAUUUAUCAAAAAAGGAAGCAUGAUACAAUCAAUAGUCUUUAUUUUUUUCUGGUUUAUUAAAAAUAUAAUAUUGAAUUAUUUAAUCAAGGUUCAAAUGUUUUUUACUCGCUAGUAGCCAUUGGUGAGCUAAAAAUGUAUCCCCGCGAGUAGAAAUUUACCCCCCCAUGAAUUUGCCAUGGACCUUCAAAGCUUGACGUAGUGAGUAACCUUUUAGGUCUGGCUUGUAGCAUAGGAAUUGAAAUGUUAAAUUCAAUGCACAUCUUUUUGUUACUGUUUUGAAAGGCAACUAGUGAUCACUAUUUGCCAUAUUCAUAUGUCCAUUGUCCCCUUAAGGACACAUGACGGAAAUAUUCCAUCAUGAUUCCCUUUUAUUCCGGAAGUUGUGUCCUUAAGGGGUUAGUGUCACAGUACAAGGGUAAUUCUUCCUAGUAGUCCGUACCGGAGUAAUAUAUUUUAUCAAGUAAAUUCACAUAUGUUUUGUAGGUUAAUUUUGUUCAUGGCCUUUCAGGGAAGUUGGGCAUUAGGAUUUCUGCUUAUUGUUUUGGUUUUUAUAAGUAGUUGGUAUGUUUUUUUAAUUUAUUUAAACUCAAGAUUUGCACAAGCUCUUCUUAUCUUCAGCAAUAAAAUUUCAUAAUGUUUCUCCCUUGUCUUCUCAGUGACACCUCAGUCAUUUAGUGCUUCAAGGCUACAAGAUGUAUCAGCCAUUCUUGGUACUGGAGGUAUCUCUUCCCAUCUUGUCCAGACUCCUGGGCGCUUGGGAAAUGUAUCUAUGGUAUGUUCAGCUCUCAGAAACAAGCCAACAACAUUUGGUCAUAGUGCUAACUUCCUUGCCCUGCUUAAAUUGACUGGAAUUUGUUUUUGGUUUUAGAUGUCUAGCCUGGAUGAAAGCGGAUGGACAGGCACAUAUUCCCCUCAGAGAACAACAAUGUUAAACUCCAUGAAUUCUCCCGGUUAUGGUGAAGAUGUUACAAUCGGUGCAGUCAUGGUACAGGAAGAUGACCCAGGAGAAGCAGGUAUUGUAUCGAUUUUAUUAUAUCACAGUAGUGCCAUCCUAAAGAAAUUGGAUUGUCCACUAAAUAACCACCUGAGACAGGAAAUAAAUAACACCACACUAGAAAAACCAUUUGUUGCUUUUAGAACAGAAUAUAUCCAAUGAUUAAUAAAAAUUCUGUUCGCCUAGAGAAUUUUAUAAUUAAAAACAAUUUCUGUCCAUUUAUUAAUGUCCCGAGGGUUUUGUGUGGCACUUCCUACUUGUGCAUCCUUCAAACCACAAAGGAAGGGUACUAGGAAGUAUUGUGCCUCACACCAGCACUAGGGAUAAAGGACUUUGUGCAAAGUGAACCUGCUGGUGGAUCGAUAAAUCCUCGGGAUCCUCUGUAAUGUCUGCCUUAGGUUGGAAAUGUAGCCGUGCACACUAGCAGUAUACAACACACUGAGUUCCCAAAGAACGCUGUCUGUAUGUGCUCGGAAACACUAGCAUGGUAAUUAUUCUGUUCCUGUGUAUUUUAUAGGCCUGCACCUACUUCCUCAAGUCAAGGAGUUACUGCUGGCGUGCAUGGCUGCUUUUCCAAUUUCCAACCAGAGUGAGACAUUACCAAGGGUCUGGGUGUAUUAAAAUUUUUAAAUACUACGCUAUAAGGGCUACUUGAUUGCUCUAAAUUCCUAAUUUUUCGUUUUUUUUAGUGUAAUUCUAUAAACCCUAUUUUUAAGUGAAAUGCAGAAGUAAACACAGUUCUUGGAACAAUUCUAUUUAAAAAAAAAAAAAAAUCUUUAUUUUUCAUUCGAUGGGUACAGCAAGUACAGUUCAACUUUUGGGCUUGCGCAGAAGCCAAUAUUUGAGAAAACAUUCUUGGAAAUACAAUAUGUAAUUUGAGCUUACAGUACAAGCCUCUUUUUACUCCCAUUGUGCCUUGCCUCCUACCGAGGAUUUUAUUUUUAAUCCAGGCAAUUUAGUUAAAGAAGGAGCCCUAGCUUUUCACAGGCCAGAUUCGUCUUUAGGCGUCCUCGUUUCUCCGACUGUGUAGUCAUGCCUGGGUGAGAAAAAAAAGGAAAGAAAAAACAAACAAAACCCCUAUAAACCAACGGGGGAAAAAUAUUUUUUUAAAAAAGGGAUACGAGGAGAUUUGAAAUGAGAAGGAGCAAGAGAAGAGAAAAGGAGAAAUGUCAAAGAAAUAGAGAAGAAAGAGGGGGGAAGGAGCGGGGCCUUCAGAAUCUAGUUCGCCAUGAAGGUUCUUUGUUGCUAGUUCCCAACUUUAUCACUUUCCGAUCCCUGUCAGUCUCCACUUGAGCCCAUAUACUAUUGUCCCAUGGUUCCCAAAUUCUCUGGAAAGUUACUGUCGUCCCCUUUAUCCUUGCCGUCAGGCCGUCCAUGAUUCUGCAUUCUCUUAUCCUGGAUAUCACCCCUCGAAAUUCCGGACCCCCAGGUGAAAGCCAUGCCAUUGCUCUGCACGCGCUUAGUUAUCUUGUGUACCAGUUUCUGCUCUUUUUUUUGUCCAUCCCUCAAUUGAUCUGUUUAACAGGUAUAUCUAUGGGUCCAUUACCAAUAGUUUGUUGAACGUCUGUUUCAACAAGUCCUUUACUGACUUCCAAAUGCUGUAUAUCUUCGGGCAUUCCCACCACAUAUGGAUGUACAUGCCUCUUAAUCCGCAGCCCCUCCAGCAAUCGUCUGUGUCUCGCAUUUUAUGUAAUUUCACGGGAGUAGUAUACCAUCUUAGCAUGGUUUUCCAUGCCUGCUCCUGUAACGUGACACAUAUGGAAGUGUUUUUGUUUGCUUCCCACAUCUCCUGCCACUCAAUUCCUUCCAGUUCCUCCCCUAGGUCCGUCUCCCAUUGAUCAGUGUCAAUCUACCCCAUUCUUUAUUUUCAGUGCUAAGAUGGGCAUAUAGAAUCGUGAUCAUGCCUUUGGGGGUGGCUCCAUCCAUACAUGAAGUCUCGUAUCUGGACAUAUCUGAAAAAAUCUGCGGGGGUUAAAUGGUUACUUUGUUGGAGUUCUUCGAAUUGUAUGACUUCCCCGUUUCGAUAUAGUUGGUGGAUACGUUGUAGCCCUGUUCUUUCUAUGUUUCUGAAGUAUCUAGGGGCCAUUCCGGGUUGGAACUCUGUUUCUGAGUAUUGGAGCCAGAGGGGAGGGGGACGAUGCAAUAUAUUGCGAUAUUUGCAUCCCAUAAUCGGAGCGAAUUGAGAAUGGCCGGGCAUAUCAUAGGUCUAUAUUCCCUUGGGACCCACAUCGUGAACUGGGGGACGUCUAGUCCCACCAUCAUGGAUUCGAUUUCCACCCACCUCCGUUCCCCCGGUGGGGAGUGCCACAUGGCCACCUGAGUCAGUUGGGCCGCAAAGUAGUAGUAUAGGUUUGGUAGUCCUAAACCCCCUUUGUCCUUACGUCUAUACACUACUUGUCUGGCUAUUCUGUGUCUCUUAUUCUGCCAGACAAAAUCCCCUAUAGCUCUUUGUAGCAGUACCAAUUGUGUUUUUGUAACGCGGAUAGGUAAUGCCUGAAAUAAAAAUAGAAUGCGGGGGAGGAUGUUCAUUUUUACAGAGUUGAUUCGCCCUAUCCAAGAGAUAGGUUUGUCCGUCCACUUUUCUAAAUCUCCUAUCAGAGCCCUUCGCAUGGGGUCGUAAUUGCCAGAGUAUAAGCGUUCCGGGUCUGCUGUUAGAUGGACGCCUAAAUAUUUUAAGGAGUCCGUUACCAUCCCAAUUUGAUAUGUUUCCCUUAUCAGGGUUGCAUCGGCCACCGUUAAGCCGACUGGCAUAGCGCUGGAUUUCUGGAUAUUUGCUUUGUAUCCGGACAAAGUUCCCAGUAUUCUUUUAUUACAUCCUGCUGACAUCGACUCAAUCGGGUUCGUAAUGGUCAGGAGGACGUCGUCUGCAUACUCCUCUGAUAUUCGGGUGUCGAUGAAUCGCCUGUAGCAAGGGCUCCAUUGACGUCACGAAGAGGAGGGGGGGAAAGAGGGAACCCCUGUCUGGUUCCAUUGUAUAGCCUAAAUGGCUAACCGUGGUUUUCACUAAAGUGUGAGUUACCUGAAAUGCAAACAGAUUUCUUUACUAAAGAAUUUAUUUUAGGCCACAAUAAAGUGAUUAAAUCUGCAUGCUAUACCUCCCCGUUAAAGGUACAUGCUAAACAGACCACUUUAGCUCAUGGAUGUUGUCUGGAUACAGUGUCCCUGUCCUCCUUAGUCCUGCAGUGAAAAACAUUCCAGUUUUAGAGAAACUGCAAUGUUUACAUUGAAGUACCAAGACUGCCUUUAGUGGCUGUCUACCAGAAAGCCGAUUGUGGUGCUUCCUGUUGCUUCACUGAGUAUGACUCAGUCAAACGACGCUGGAUGUCCUCACGAUCUGCAUUAAGGACAAUCAGGGAAAACCCCAUAGAAAAGCAUUGAGGCAAUGUUGCACAUACGCAUUGGGUUCCCCCACCAAUGGAGGAGGCGUGCCGCGACCCAGCGCAGAGAAACCAGCACUGGAUUCAGAUAAGUGAAUAAAGGGUUAUUUAACCUUUUACUUCACUGGCGAGGGUCAUGCGGUCUGAGGAACAGGUUGGGAAUAGAUCUUUGUAUUCAUAACACUAAAGUGUUCCUUUAAGGCAGCAGUUUUGGCACAAUCUCUUGAUGUGACGAUUGCCAUGAAUGGACAAUAGAUCCUCAGUGUAUUGGAUUGACCUGAUCUAAUCAGAGUAAAAGCAGCUACUCUUGGAAGAAAAUAAUGGAUUUGUAACUGUACAUAUUUUACCUCCCUUUUUAAAAAUCCCAUUGCAUAGAUAAAAUUGUUAAAUAAUAUUUUUUUCCCUUAAUUAGUACACAUUCAAAUAAAUUGAACUGUUAAUUUUUUUUCUGAAUGUUUUCUGAUUUUAUUUUUUUAUUUCUUGCCUCUAUUCCUGUAUAUUUUCAGCAACAAUGAGUAUGUUUCGUGAAUUUCUGCACGCCUUCUUGAACCAUCCUUCCAGUGAAGUGUUUGACCUUGUUAAAAAGUAUGAAGAUACAUGCAGUGAACAGGUAGAGUAUCCUAGUCGCUCAGAGAAUGUUAUAUAGAUGAGUAUAGCUUUUGGGUGCCUGGCCACACAUAUUGGCAAUUACUAUAACCAUCUAGUCAAAACAAACUGGAAUACAACACUGAAUCACAUAGUCCAUGCACGCAGCCAGAAGCUGAAGUGUCACACUCAAAGGCAGCAGCUUUGAUGGUUUCGCUCUGGUUUUUUUCUUUUAGUCAUGUAGAGCAAGGGUCUGUAGAGAAAACACAAUAGGGCACCCUUUGAUGGAGGAGGAUGUGGGCACUGUGUAGGUGCAGCAGGUGGGUGGAAAAUAGAGAAAAAAUUAAAUACCACAGUGUUCAGCCUGACUUCCAGCCAGCAGUGCUGUCAGAUAACGAACUCUGUGUACACUGGUACAGAUGACAUUUUGUGGAACAGUGUGACACAGACUCCUGCAAAAAUACAGCAUAUUAUUCUGGCCAAAAGUUACCUAUAUCAUUAAAGGGAUUGAAUUCAGGUAUACUGAGAGAUGUUUAGAAGUCUUCAUGUAAAACGUAACUUUUACAUCAAAUGCCCCCAUUUCAAUCAUAUGUAUUUUAAUAAAGAUUUUUCCAUUAAUUAAAUUAUUUUUCAAAAGGGACUAAUUUUAAUUCUUACCUUGGAUUGGUACCUUGUGUUGCCUGUUUUAAGAGUGCGCUUUUUCUUUCCAGAUGGGCUUGCUUAAAAGGAUUGUCAAGCAUGUCACUCCAGGACAGCAGAAGUUUUCCAAAACGGCCAGUAUCCUGUGGCUUCUACGGCAAGAAAUGGUUACGUGGAGGCUUAUUGCAUCUCUUUAUAGGUUAGUGCCCUUAAAAGAACAUGUUAUCUGAAUCUAUACUUUUCAGGUAAGUUCUCAAAGCAAAGGGAACACCGUCAGUUCAGGGUGCAUGCACAUUGAUUGAAAUUACAUUUUUAUUUCUCUUCUUGAUUGAAAUUAAAUUAAUAAAACUUGCAGGUGAAUCAAAUCACCUACUAGCUUUCGUUUUAGUUGUGGAAAUAUUGAGUAAUUUUGAAGAAAGCAAAUGCCAGUUGUCCCGGGCCUCAUAGUACCCUUCUAACCUUCUCUCCUCUCCCUUACUGUCAAAGUGUUUUAGUAGAAUUACUCUAGGGAGACCCAGACAAUUUAUUUUAAAACCACCGCAAAGUAAAAAAUGUCUCUUCCAGUGGAAGUCAAAUUUAAGAUUUUCAAAAACAGUGUUAGUGGAAGAUGUAAAGUCUCUGACUCUCCCCUGCAGAUCGUAUCUGUUCUGAAGCUCCCGUGUCUGUAAUUGAUGUCUUCCUCUCUGUCAGCAUUUGCUGCCAAGAAACUGAUAAGGUCACGCUGAUGUUGCCUUUAGCAACUGGGAAAUUAAUUCCAAAAUAUAUAGUAUUUUAUUUUUAGGUAGAUGCCUAGAUGUUUAAGAUAAUUAAAGAAUAAGAAAGCAUAGCAUGUUUUCGCCUAAUGACCAGAUCUGGACAAGAUAACACCUGCUCUUUAUCUGAAAGGCAAAGAGAGCUAGCCAGAUAGCCUUCGGUCCUAUGUAGUUGGAUAUAUUUUUUUCAAAAUAUCUCAGCUAAUUUCCCUUCAACCCUAUGAGAACCUAGCUGAGACCUGAAGCAUCAGUCGUAAAAUUCUGAACGAUCGAUGUGAGAACUAGAACAAAAAGUAAGAACCGUCUGGCAUCCUUCAUUCCUGCCUGGUUCAGAAAGAAAUGACCGAAGUAUCGGAUUUUACUGCAAAAUCUUAUCAGCAACUGUAUCUGGCCACUGAAGGACCUGUAAACAGUGUUAUGCCUAAAGAAGCUGAAGAGACCUAGCAGGUUCUUACAACACGGGAACCAAUAUUAUUUCCCUAGUACCUUGUCUACUGAAGUAGAAGAGAGAUUUCAGGUGAUAAGGACAGAGAGAACCACAAUUUUUUUCUUCUGGGAAUUACCAUUCUCUGAGAGUCAAAAACCCUUGUCAAAAUAUUUACACCUGAACUGUUCCUUGACAAACACCAGAACUGCACACUUCUUGAAAAGGGAAUUCUUUAUCAGAAGAUUGAUUAGCAUCCACCUGUAUGCUGUAGAAAAACACCCUAACCUUUAGGGCAGGGGUUCUCAACCCAGUCCUCAGGACCCCCUACCAGUCCAGGAUUUGGGGAUUACCUGGGUGUGUCUCAGGUGUUUAGAAAAAGGGGGAAAAAAACACCUUAGACUCUAAGGUGUUUUUUUUUCCCUCUUAUUCUAAACAUCUUAGAGACACCCAGGUAAUCCCUAAACCCUGGACUGGUAGGGGGUCCUGAGGACUAACAUUGAGAACCCCUGCUUUAGGGGCUGGUGUACAAAAAUUAAUUAGGUGCCCCUGAGGAAGCAGUAUUGUAGAGAUUCAACAAAUUUAUGGAUUGCAACAUUUUGCAUAGUGAGAGAAUCUUAAGUGGCAAUUGCCAUAAGCUCUUUCUUAAAAGAAAACGGCAGUAAACCAUCCCUGUCAUACCGUAUCUAUGGCAGUGCAGGGUACAAACUGAACUUGGUGGAACUACAUCUUGAUCAAUAGGCCUGCAGCUGUCCUAGAAUGUGCUUCAAGCCCAGUAACAUGAGGAAGAAAUUUUCCAUAGAGACUAGUUCAUACAGGUUACCAUUUUUAUUGGCCGAAGCGAGACUGAUUAUAUAGAUAUACAGUCUGCAUAAGACAAUACCCAUGAUCCAGGCCUUCCUUAACCGUAAUUGGGAAGCAAAUGCAAACUGCAUUUCAAAACCUGUUUGAUGCAGACUCUGCAGGAACCAGUAUUAGAAGUAAUUCUUUAAAAUUGCAAUACCAACCAUUAGCCUUACCUCCUAUAGGAUUUCCUUAGCCGUAUUUGGGAACAGAGGCUAGAGCAGACAGAACAGCUGCAACUGCAUUUCAAAACCUGUUUGAUGCAAACUCUGCAGGGACCAAUAUUAGGAAGCAUUUUCUUUAAAAUUGCCAUUCCAACAGUCAGCUCAAACCUGUCUUUGUAACUGACAACAUAGGACUUGGAAUUUAAGACAAAACAUAAAAUGUGCAACCAUGGAGUGAAGCACAGGAAAAGUUCUACCCCAGCUGAAAACCAGACUGCCUUUUUAGAAACUGAUAUCAGGUGACACUAGUUGAGGUGGUGAGAAUGCUAAUUGCAACAGAGCUUUGUCUACAGCAAUUGCCAAAGCCUACUGCAUGUUUUAAGAAAAUAAACACUGUGGCUAGGAUCCUGGCAUUUAAAGAAUCCAUCUGCUACAACAGUAUAUUAACUUAACCAAAACCAGAUAUUAAAUAUCAGCCUCCUGAGGAUAAUCCUCCAAUAGUCAUACAGGUCUUGCUCCUGUGAAUAUAUUCCACCGGAACACUUCACUUUAAUUACUGACCCUGUUGCAGCAAUUAGUGAUAUUGAGACCCAUAUUAACUAAUCACUGUGUAGCAGCUAUUUUGAGCCAGAAAGGAAACUUAAAUUUACCAAAUAGAAUUAUGUAAAAGUAUAUUCUUAUCUAAUACCCUUUAUAGGCUUUACUCAAAGAAUAAUCUAUUAUGGUCUCGAUCUACUAAGUGCUUACACUUUCAAAGCACUAUGUUUUAAGAUUUUAGGAAUAUCUUUAAGUGAUGAGAAGCUAAAAACUCUCGAACUUAGAAACAUUUGCGCUUUUUUAGCUUAUCCAUCUUGCAGCACAGAUAAUUAACUUAUUCAGGCUAGAGUCAUUUAAGAUAAAAGCAAAAAGGCUUACCUUAAAUAUCCUCCGAGUGUGUUGGAGGUUGAUGAGAACACACUUGCAACAGAUUCUGAGUGCACCUGGCAACAUUUAGUUGCUGCAACAUUUAGUCCUGGAAACCAACAUCUUGAUCCCGGAGAGAAAAAUGAUAAAGAUAUUGGCACCUGAAUUUUAAAUCGCAUUACGCAUGUCCUGCAUUUCGCGAUUUCACAGCGGAAAUAAACGUAACCUGUACGAGUGUUCCACCGCCAGGACUUCCCAGCUAGUGCCCAAAUGCACACCAUCGUCUGCCCGGCACCUGGCUCUGUAUUGACAGAAGUAAUACAACCCGGGGAGAUACAGCCGUCUGGUGUGUUAUCCCUGGCCGAUCUCUGAAAAAUUUAUUUAAAAGAAGUAGAGCCUCCAGAGCCUCAGCCCUCUCACCAUACUUCUAGGGAGAAAACCUGAACCUGACACCCUCCUCUGCCGGAGGUAGGCAAAGAACUGGGGAUGUCUUGGGUAGGAAGCAAUUUAUAAGGCCAAAGGUUAAUUGGGGGAGGUUCUUGAAAAGUUUGGGAGAUUGCCUGCCUGUUUUUUCCCUCCAGGUGAUGAAAUCCCAGUUGUAAAGCACUGCCUCUAGUCUGAAGGGAAAAUAUUUAGGCAUAUUUUUGAAAGAAGUGACAUUUUACAUGCAAAUUCUUGAUAGACUAUAAUUUUUUAAUAAAUUAAAGAAAAACUGUAGACACUUUAGCAACUUCAUCUUUGAUGGACUUGCGGGCAGUGCUCGUGUGGAAAGAGCACCUGCAUGUCUAAACAGCGUAAUGGAUAGUGCUGUGCGCAAGAGGCAUUGGAUGGCGCAUUGCUGUGAUUGUUGCACCUCAUGUGCCUUAACUCCACAAAGUUUCUCUGUGAGAAGCAUUGGAUUGCACCAGAGUAAUCACACUUAAUGACUUCAAAAGAGGCUGAUGAGACUGCUGCCAGUGGAGUGAAGGGAAGGGGAGCCCUGAAAACGAAAUAACCACACGGACACGGCAGAGUUAGGACAAAAAAAAAGUUAUUAAAGUACCAUGUUCCUUUAAAUCAAAUUGAUGGCGCUUGAUGUUACAUUUGCAUCAUUACAACUGUAAUCCAGUUGUAGCACUAGGUUACAUAACACAUGCACACAUUUGAUAGUAAACAGAGGGUGUGGGGGGUAUAGGAAAAGAUUAAUUGCUGGAAAACCAUAUCCAAUGAAUACCAUUGUGUUGGGGAGUUAAAAAAAUAAAAAAAUCAUUGUGUCGAGGUUAAAAAUAUAGGAAUGUUAUUUGUUUUGGGUUGUUUUCAUUUGUUUGAUGGAGGAGGUUCUGUAAUUUAUUUACAUUUUAAUGAAAUUUUUAGUUUUUUUUGUUCAGGUUUUGUUUUUAAUGCAUAAUGGUAUAUAAUGGUAAUUUUUCCCAUUUAAUGCUCUCUUUGUAUUUGUUACCUACCUUUUUCAGAGAUCGAAUACAGUCUUCGCUGGAAGAGGAAAGCAUGUUUGAUAUUGCUGUAAGUUGUAACUUAGGGGAAAAGGUUUAUACGUUUGACAGUUUGGGCAAUAGAAUAAAUCAGGGUAAAAUUUGAUGCUUGUCAUUGAAUGGGAUUUUGCAUUUCACUGUAUGUCCCUGUUUUAGUUGGUUUUAACUGGUUCUUCAACUUGUCUAAACUCUGCAGUGAUGAAGUGGUCAUGGUGGCAGGAGUGCGUAUGUGCAUUGUUCCUGUUUGAAACACUGCACAUAGAGAGAGAUUUCUUCCCAUUGUGUGAUCCCUCUGUUACACACUUUUAAAAACAAAGAAAAAUCUCCCUUUCCUUGCUGGGCCAAAGCACAGGGCACUCUGUGCCGGCAAAAUGGACACCUUCUCCAUUGCGCCUUACUGGGCAUAUUACACAGAGAAAGUCCUGUCCGCCCCUUCAAAAGGGCUGGUGUAACCCUUUAACUGUGAUGUGUAAACAAGUACGAUAUUUGUAUGUUGGAUCUGUGUAAUUAUGGCAUGUAAUUCUUAUUUCCCACAGACACUUAUAUCACAAACGCAGUCUUAUUUUUCAAUGAAAGAUACACUUUUGAUGAGUACAGGAAAAAUUAUUUUCAUGUUUUAUGUGCUUAUUUAGCUGAAAUUCUUUAUUUUUUGUUAUUUUUUUAGGCACCAAAUGCAAGUGAAAAGAUGGUUGUAGAAAAACUUUUUCAGAGAGAUUCCCUUGUCCGUCAGACUCAGGUGAGUUCUAAAGAAUCUUUUGUAAUUUAUCAGGGAAAACAAAGCAUUCCUGUUAGUUUAUAGAUUACUUUAAUUCGUAUUAUCUGACUAAAAAAUUUACCCACUGUUUACCAGAAAGAAAAAUGUGAAACUUUCAAAAGCAUUAAAAUAAAAAGCUCAAAAUGUGGCUAACCAUUCCUUACUCUCCCUAAUAAACUUCGAUGAUGCCAGCGUGUUCUUGGAUAGAAAUAAUGGAUACAUUGUUAAAAACUUUGAAGAGAGCAGGCAGCCAUGUUUUGCAGCUCUGGUCUCUUGUUUCUAAAAACUGCUGAAUAUUGCUUACUGAUCUCUGCUGGCCCGGAUUACUACAUGUUUCUGAAUAUGGCAAUACCCCAGCUAGCGAUUGAUGCCGGUGGGUAGCAGAAAGCCGCCUGUGUGUGGCACUACCAAAGACUCUGGCCUACUGCAUAUAGUACUGGCUUAAUAGGGCUUGAAGGCCUGCUGCACGAUUUGGGUGAGGUGCCAAGACAACAAGUUCAGAGCAACAAAUGUGAUUUAUACUUACCAGAAGAUUUAUGGGGGUAGAUCCGUGGCCCUUCUCCCCCCUGCCGUUGGAGGUUAUCUCGGCCGCAUGUUCUGUUUUUUUUUUUUCCAGUGGUGCACCUGUUAUGAUGGCAGCACCCUGCAUGGGACUUACUUUUUAUGUUUCCCUGCUUCUUCACCACCUUGUCGGAUGAUUAGCACAGAAACAUUAACAUGUUCAGAAGCCAAAUUUGCCAUCAUACCUAUGCCUUGGGAGGCUGCUGGCCCACUGUGGCACAUCCUGAGCGGUCUCUGUAACGGACCGUUUAUCUCACAAGAGGAUAAAAACAGUUUAGGCGAUAAUCCCCUUUCCCAUAGACCAGCAGCUACUGCAAGCACCAAACUCCCGAACUGCAAACUGUACGAAUUCACCAACUCCCGAACUGGAAACACACGAACACUGGAAUCAGCCGAACAGGAAAAGCAUACAAUCAGCUUACACUCCUGGCAGUCAGCAUACAAUCCAAUUCCCCCCAAAAACGAGACGACACAUCGGUUUGAGGGUCAAGCAGAAUCUCCCUGUACUGUCACAUACAGUCUCUUUUAUUCCCAAUCCACAAACAUAGUACAGCCCACAGGGCGUUACAAAACAACCAAUCAAUCAGUACAAUACACCCAGACACUCCCACACAAAAUCCUCCCCUCUGCAGGUGAUAUGAUUACUGAACACAAUGGGUAAUCUCAUUAUCACCGGCAGAGGAAUACAGUUUUUACACAAUAUUUAUAACUUCUAAAAUAUACAUGUCACAAACAUACAUUUUCAUAAUCAAUCCAUUCAGAGGAACAACAUAUUAAAAAAUGGCACGAAUCAGACCAGGGGUUCAAAAGUUAAGGGAAAGUCCUUUGUGACUAAAUGAAGCAUGGCUUUCUGGCCCAAACCAGUUUCAGAGUCUUCUAUCCUGGAGAGUAAUUCAAUUAUCUCCCACGACAGACACAAGACUCCAUUAAGCACAUGGUUGCAAAAAGACACAAAACACUUUAAAAUACAUAAAGUCACAUUUACACAUAACACACAGACAUUUCACAUAUCCCCAGAUAGCUGGGAUCUGAGCGCACAUUAUUAGAUGAAUGGCACUCCGAUCACACAAAUAAGCCUUUCUGCAGGGGAAAUAAACGGUUUAACCUGCAGGGCCAUAGUCCAAAGGGAGCAGGCGAGCAACCAGGCUUCUCCAGUUCACAGUGGCGAGGUUGGUUUCGCCACAGUCUCCCACUGUCAUUUAUGGAGUCUAUGCAUCUUAGCUAUACAGGGGCCCAUAGAGAAUUGUGCACACCACUGAGAGCCCUUUUGGGUUUAGAUGUGAAGGCCUCAGCCCAAAAGGGCUGUUCGUCCUCUGCUGUGUAAUAUCCAGUGAUGGGAGAGACAUGUGGUGACUUUCAUAUUGCCCAGACAGAGCUCUGACUGGCGGCACGGCUUUCGUGGGCACACAGUGCUAUGGGACACUUGAUGAUUAUGACACUGGCCAGCUUGGGUGGGGAAAGAGUGGAUCUUAUGCCCUUAGGUUCAUACAUCUGAAAUCUUACAGAUCUUCCUGUAUAGCUUAUGUUACCCAUUGCUCUGGUGGUGAUAUAGGCUUAUUUUUUUCUUCUCUUAAGGUCAAAACUGUGCUGUCUUUGUAUGAGAUCUGGUCACUGGUCCUUUGGAUCUCAACCCAUGCUUUGGUUUUAAUAAAUAAAAUAAAAAAAGCCAUGUUUAAAAAGAUCCAUUGAAAAUAAGAUGAUUUUUUUUGUUUGUUUUUUUACAUGUAGCUGGUGGUCGAUUGGUUAGAAAGUAUAGCCAAAGAUGAUGUUGGAGAUUUCUCUGAGAAAAUUGAGUUUUACGCCAAAUCUGUCUACUGGUGAGUUUAAUUGCAAAAACUUUUUUUAUCAAUAAUAAAUUGUUUCAGGAUACAUAAUAUGCAAUGGCAGGCUAUCUGGAUUGUCUCGUGCCUGAACAAUAUGAAAUAAAGACAGAUUUAUAUUGCGUUUGUGUGUUUGCUUAUGCACAUCCUUUUUAAAACAACUCCUUUAACCCCUUAAGGACCAAAUUUCUGGAAUAAAAGGGAAUCAUGACAUGUCACACAUGUCAUGUGUCCUUAAGGGGUUAAAGUCCUAUGCUAGUAGCCAGGCCUUAAAGGGGCACUAUAGUCACCAGAACCACUACAGCUUAAGCUUGGUGUCUAUAGCCUGUCCUUGCAGGCUUUUCAAUGCAAAUGCUGCGUUUUCAAGGAAAGACAGUGUUUACAUUGCUGCCUCUUAACACCUCUAGAUGCUGUUACUCAGACGGGUUUUCUAUAUCAGUGCUGCACUGUGCAAUUCAAUGCAUCUCUAUGAUAAGCUGCUGAUUGGAAAAGCGAGGCAUUUUGCCACAAAUGUAAAAUAGUCUCCCAAUGCUUUCUUAUGGGAUUGGCUGAGAUCAUCAAGAUUGAUGAUCUCCGCCAUAGUGGCUGGCCAGCCGUGGCGAUGGAUCAAAAGUAAGCUGCCUUUUUUUCUCCAAUCCAGCACUAUAGUGUUAGGAAUGCAUGUUUGUUUUUCUAGCACUGUAGUGUUCCUUUAGCCUGUCAAGAUCACCAGGGCUACAUUUUCAUUUGGUGGUGCUUUGUGGAAAUUUUGAGCCCUGAUAGAUUUUUAUAGAUCGAUAUAUAUGUUAUUUUCGCAAUAAAUUACAACCUGUUUUUAACAUUUACAGAAAUUUUCUUAAAGUGAGAAUUUUCAUAAAUCCAAAAUUCAUCUCAAAUUUAAAGGAACACUGCAUGCACACACAAAGCACUUCUGGAAGCUAUUAUCUUGUGACACAUUAUAAAAGUGUCAUUUGCCAUAGAAAUCAGCAUUGAUGACUGGAAGUCUGGGCUGAUAAGUGAGGGGCUGCAGGUCUGCAGCUUUUGCAAUCUGAUAUUUCACCCCAUACACCCCCAAUGAAAACAUGCAGAAAAAAAUGCAUGUAUUUUUUUCCCCUCUGGGGUUGUAUCUGCUAAAUUGUUAAAAAAAAAAAUGUUAAGUUAGCCAAUAUUGGGAAACUGGAAAAUUUCACCAAGUCAACCAAACAUCCAGUUUAGCUGUUUUGACUUUAAAUUUAAAAUUGUCUUGAAAUUCUUUAGAAUUCUCUUUUUCAUGAAUAACCCGGUUUGUCUGAAAUAAGUGUUGCCCUUGAGUUGCUGAUUUGAUAUAUUUACUACUUCAGUAUGUUUAGAAGAGAUGCGGUUGUUUUGUCAUGUCACGAAAAUGUACUUUGACGCUGUGAUACCCUGGCCUUAAAGGGACACUCCAGACACCCAGACCACUUCUGCCCACUGGAGUGGUCUAGGUGCCAACUCCCACUACCCUUAACCCUGCAACUGUAAAUAUUGCAGUUUUCAUAAACUGCAAUAUUUACAUUGCAGGGUUAACUCCUCUAGUGGCUGUCUACUAGAUUUUCUGUGCUUUAGCGUCGCUGGACGUCCUCACACUAUGUGAGGACCUCCAGCGUCGCUGAAAUCCCCAUAGGAAAGCAUUGAAAGCAUCUUUCAAUGACGUCGGCAGGGGAGGAGCGUGGGCGGACUCUGAACCAGCCCUUCGGCAACCUGGGAUGGGGAGUGGGAGGGAGAGGGGACCUGCAGUGCCAGGAAAACGAAUUGUUUUCCUGGCAUUGGCGUGUCCCUUUAAGUGUAAUUAAUUGCACAUGGGUUAGGUUGGUUGAUUGCAAGAGGCUGUUAAUAUUCAUUGUUCUACUCUUGAAGAAUCUGUACUAUUGCUAAUUAGUAAAAUUGUUUCAAUUGUCUUCACACAAGAUUACUCAUUUACUUACCUGUUUAUUAAAAGGGAGAAUACGCUGAGCACAUUAAAACAGAGGAGUUCUUCAUCGAUUGGAAUUGGUCGUCCGCUGGUUUAUGAGUUGGUAUGUUGGAUCAGAAAUUUGAUAUUAAGAUCUAAUUAAUCUGAAUGCAAGGAUUUGUAAGCCUAUAUCUUCUACUGUGAAUUGAUAUGUAUUAUUUUGUUUGUAAAAACAAAACCAAGGAAACUACACUCAAUCCCUUUGGAUAAAGAUAUUUUUACUACCACUGCAAUGGCAAUGGGCGUUCUUCUGAAUCCUUACAAACUAACCCCUACCUUUAUCCCAAAACGGCUUUAAUAUCUGAGGAAAUGAGUUUGGUAGAGCCAUUAGCCUAGAACAAAAGGUGAUUGGUUGCCAUGUUUUUGCAUGCUUUUUAGUUUGCUUAUUGUGACUGUAAUUGAGGAUGAGUGGAAGUCCCUGGGGAAAAAGUGAAGGAUACAAUUCUCUUGUAAAUCUAGUGACUUCUUAUGGAAAGUUCUCCCAAAAGUGUUCACAAACAUGCAUUUCAGUUAUGAGGUCUCAAUAGCCAUACUUAUCUUUCUUUCUUGUAGGAUCCUGAUGCCCCUAUUAGGCAAAAACUGCCUUUAGAUGAUCUUGAUCGAGAAGAUGAUGUCCGGCUUUUAAAGUAUCUGUUUACGCUUAUCAGAGCCGGAAUGACUGAAGAGGUAAAUUGGUUUGAUGUGUAAAAAGUGAAUGUACAUGUACAUUUUAGCUGGUUCAUGUACAUUUAGACACGCGUUUGGCCAUUGUGUCCAGAACACUUCAACUGGUCCAUAAUCACCCUAAUCUGCCAGUCUCUGCCAUAGGAAUAGCUGUUGGAUGAGUUUCUGCUCCCAAAUAAUGCCAUGUAUAUACAUUUACCAGGCACAGAGGCUUUGUAAACGAUGUGGUCAAGCCUGGAGAGCAGCAACACUGGAAGGAUGGAAAUUGUACAGUGAUCCCAAUAUAAAUAAUGGAGGUAAUUUUAUGCAAAUCAGGUUUGAGCAACAUGAUGAAGUUCUUUAUAGUUGAAGAGUGUGUUUGUUUUUGUUUUUUUUUUAUAUAUCUUUUUUUUUUUUGUUUUUUUAAUAAUAUAUACAAGAAGUGCAGGUUUCAGUAGAAUUCGGCACUUUUAAAAAAUGCUCCUUCUUUCAACCCCCAGCUAUCAGUAAAGCAACCACUUCCUGGUUGUUUAGCUCAGUGGAGCUAAACUCAAUAGGCAGCAGUUGCAAAGAAUUUUUAUUGAGAAGUCUGUGAUUGGACAGCCUCAAAAUGUCUCCGCAGGAGAAGAAGGGGGGGGCUUUCAAAGGCGGACAAGAGAUCCGCAGCUUUUGCAAGCUAUUUUUAGAUCUACCCUCAAUGAGAAAUGCAGGCGUGUUUUCAACGUGGGUAUAUCUGUUAAACAGUUGAAAGUUUUUGAGAAAUGGAGUGUCCUUUUAAAUUAACACUUGACUGCCCAAAUGCAUAUAAAUAGAAAUCCCUGUUUAGUAGAUAUAUCCUCAUUUUUUCAUGUGUGUAUUCAUUGGAGAUCUAUCUUUAAAAAAAAAAAAUCAAAUCUUGCCAAAACUGCAGUUUUUUGAACUUCAGCCUCUGCAAGCCCUCCCUUUUUUUCCCUGCAAGAAACUAUCAGGCUUCACAUUGAGAAGGGAGGCAUGUGAUGGGAAGAUAGGGACUCUCAAGGUAGCUAAUGGAAGCUGAUUUCUAAAAUAGUGCCUUUGGAAAGGUAUACCCCUCCCCCAUAACUAAUUUUCACAAGAUAAAGUCGUUUGAGUGUCAAGUGGUUCUUAAAGCAGCACAUUUGAAUAAAUAGUUAUACCUUAACCCAUGCAGUUUAGGCUGUUCAGGUGCAACAUGAAGGACAUCUUUCUAAUGGCCACAUUGAUAAACAUUCUAGGACUAAAGAUGAGUGGUAUUCCAAGCAAGCAGAUCACAUACACUGGUUAUUCCUUCACAUCUAGAGAGACCUGAUGUUUCAGCCAUUCCUACUGGUCUCAUUAGUUUCAGUGUGAAAGGUGUAAGUAUCCCAUAAUUCCUGUAUGUUUUUGUUUUGGGAUAUGUAUAGCAAGCCACACAUAGGACAUGACCAGUCAUAGCUCUUCCCGUUUACUGAAACAAAAGUAUUUGACACACUCAUGAAGAAUUUGUUGUCUUCCAUUUAUAUUCACGAGUGCUUUUCCCGUAAGGCCUGGUUUAGUAGAAUAUGACUUGAGAUUUUAUGUAAGAACACUGUGACUAUAUUGAGGCUUUGAAUGUGCGUAUCUUUGCAGAGUCCCAGCUGCAGCCUGUAGAAGGAAACCCAUACAGAUGUGUCUGGAAAGCAUGCUGCUGGCGAAUGGCAGAAGAUGUAAGUCACACUUUACACAAUUACUUUUCCUGUCUUUUUAAGAGCUUGUUUGCGGUUUAGUUUGUCCUGCUUACAGUUGCUUUCUAUAUUGACCUGUGCCUUUUCCUCCAGGACCAGUUUAAUAGAUAUGAACGAGCGAUAUAUGCCACUCUCAGUGGAAAUCUUAAACAGGUAAGGUUUUUAAUGCUUGUCUCUUGUUUUUGUUUAAGCUUAAUAACACAUUGAUUAAUGUAAAACCUGAUAAUUAGUCCAGCAGAAUGGAUUUCAUGUUCUAUGAAUUCCUGUUACUGUAAAGAACAGAGGAGUCGCAUAAAGUAGAUCUGCCAAUGUAUGGCUUAUAAUUUAGAUUUGUAUACCCUUUUUUUAAUUUUUUAUUUAAAGCCAGAAAAAGGAAAUUCACACCACUGCACCUCGACUCCCUGCCAGUAAUGUUGUAAUCUCUAUAAAUAUCUACAGAAAUUGGUGAUUGGCGCCAGUUCAAAAUGCUUAAAGGGAAAUUAUCACCACUCACCGGGCACUUUGCUUCCCUGCUCCUCCUUACAGAGGUUGGUGUUACACGUCUGUAACAACCGCCUGGAUCUACUGAUUUGCACAAACAAUGCAAAAUUACAUUUAAAAACACUACCUUUAUUGCUGCUUUGUUAAAAUAGCGACUGGGACCAGCAGUAAGGGGGAAAGACACCACUACAGUAUCGCUAACACUUCCUUGAUGAAGUGCUUUUGAGUCACAAAACAUCGUGGGUGUAUCUUUUCCCUUUCUGCUGGUACUAGCCGCUAUUAUUAAUGUUUUUUUCCUAAAUUACAUUUCUUACCUACCGGCUCAGAGCCCCUUUAUAGCUCUUGUGCAAUCAAACCCAUCUGUGAUAUACUAUUAUAUUUUUUCAUUGAUGAUUUUGCCUGCCUGGGGACUAGGGAUCGACCGAUUAUCGGUCUGGCCGAUAUUAUCGGCCGAUAUUUGGUAUUUUCGGCAAUAUCGGUAUCGGCCAAUUCAGAUACCGAUAUUGCCGAUAAUAUAGAACAGGACCGCCGGGCCCAUUAGAAGCCCGGCGGUCCUGUGGGGGCCAGCCGCAAGCGCUGACUUACCUUGCAUGCAGCUCCCUGUGUAAAUCUCGCGAGACCCGCGGCCGCAGAGCGUUGCCACGGGUUACCAUGGCAACGCUCCGCGCGGCACUAAGAGCCGCGAGAUUUACACAGGGAGCUGUAGGAGCUGCAUGCAAGGUAAGUCAGUGCUUGCUGCUGCUGAGCCACCACUGUACUUAACAAGCCACUGGACCACCAGGGAAUACUAUAUCCCCCUCCCUGGUAAGAAGCAGGGAGGGGGGACUAAACAAAACAAACCCAAACAUUUAAAUAUUAAAAAAAAUAUUAAAAUAAAAAAUUACACAAAUUACAUCACUACACACACACAAACACACACUGCACACAUACUGCAUUACAUACACACUACACAAACACACACUACACAAACACACACUGGGGGGGACUAAACAAAAAAAACAUUUAAAUAUAAAAAAAAUAUUAAAAUAAAAAAUUACACAAAUUACAUCACUACACACACACACACACACACACACACACUACACAAACACACACUGCACACAUACUGCAUUACAUACACACACACUGCAUUACAUACACACUACACAGGCACACACACUGCAUUACAUACACACACUACACAGACAGACACUACACACACACCACAAACACACACUGCACACAUACUGCAUUACAGACACACACUGCACACACUGCACACACACUGCAUUACAUACACACUACACAAACACAGUACACAUACUGCAUUACAUACACACACACUGCAUUACAUACACACUACACAGACACACACUGCAUUACAUACACACUACACAUACACACACUGCAUUACAUACACACUACACAUACACACACUACACAAACACACACUGCAUUACAUACAUACACACUACACAAACACACACACUGCAUUACAUACACACACAAAAACACACUGCAUUAUACACACACACUACGUAAACACACUGCAUUAUAUACACACUACACACACUGCAUUAUAUACACACUACAUUCAUUAUACACACACUACACAAACACACACCCUACACACACACACACACACAAACACACACAGUUCCCCUGUCUAAACACACUUCAUCCACUACAUGUGGCAUGUAUAUUUUGUGCAUUUACCUUUCGAAUUAGUUUAUUUAUUCAAAAUAGUAAAUGUACAGAAUAUCGGCAAGAUAUCGGCUAUCGGCCUGAAAGUUCGCAGAUUAUCGGUAUCGGCUCUAAAAAAUCAAUAUCGGUCGAUCCCUACUGGGGACACUCCCAAUAGAAGUGUAAACCUCCUCCGUGAUGCCGACGUGCUGGCUCCAGCAACUCCUCCUUAUAGUCUUUGGCUAGGUUCUUGGGGCUUUCUCAAGUUCUUUAAAUCAGAGGAUUUCUAAUUCAAGGCAAUAUUGAUGUAGACUAUUCUCACAUAAUUGUUAUAUAGUGGUACAUAAUUGGGGAGACACAAAAUAUUCUGUUCACCACCUGAAAAAGAAAAUUUUCCUAAUACUGAUAAUUCUCCCCAUGAAGUUAUUUUCCCCAUUGUUAUCAGAUCACUUUGGCCGGGAUUUUUAUUUUGUCCUAUAUUUUUAGCUUCUUCCUGUUUGUGAUACGUGGGAGGAUACAAUCUGGGCAUAUUUCAGGGCAAUGGUGGACAGUUUAGUGGACCAGGAGAUUCGAGCAUCAGGCAUGGCACCCUCGGAAACCGAUGAACUUCCUCGAGAGUACAGGGAAGCCAGGUAAGAAUACACUGUUAUCUAAUAUGCAAAAACACCACAUCCGUUGUUUCAUUUUUCUCUAAUGUGUUUUGACGUUGACUUUUGUUCCCGACAGCUGGACUCUAGAAGGUGUAUUUGAGGAGCUCCAGGCCACAGAUAAAAAGGUGAAUAUUUUUUUUACUUAAGAGUUGUAAUCUUUGUAGCGUAGCUUGCAGCUGUUGAAUGUAUUUAAAAUGUGCUAUUCAUUUUUUUAGAGAGUUUUGGAGGAGAAUAAGGAACACUACCAUAGAAUUCAGAAGUACAUUAUCUUAGCAGAUUUAGAUGGUGAGUAGCCAUUUGCAUUUACUGUACUAUGCCUCCUUUUCUUUCACACAAUUUAAAAUUUUUUUUUUUUUUUUCUCCAGUCUUUAAAGGAUCACUAUAGGGUCAGGAACACAAACCUGUUUCCCUGACCCUGUAGUGUUAAAACCACCAUCUAGCCCCCCUGAGCUCUCAUGCCUCCAUAAAUAUAGAAAUCUUACUGUAUUCAAGCCUGAAGCUGUAGAUCUGCAUGCUGUCUGCCUCAGAAAAAAAACAAGCAGUCUGCUGACAUCAUCAGAAGUGGUAGCCUGAUCCAAUCACAGUGCUUCCCCGUAGGAUUGUCUGAGACUGACAAGGAGGCAGAUCAGGGGCAGAGCCAGCACAAUUCAAACACAGCCCUGGCCAAUCAGCAUCUCCUCAUAGAGAUGAAUUGAAUCAAUGAAUCUCUAUGAGGAAAAUUCAGUGUCUGCAUGCAGAGGGAGGAGACACUGAAUUUUUGGAUACAUUUUAGGCAGACAUGACACAGGAAGGAUCUCUAACAGCCAUCUGAGGAGUGGCCAGUGAAGUUAUCACUAGGCUGUAAUGUAAAGACUGCAUUUUCUCUGAAAAGACAGUGUUUACAGCAAAAAGCCUGAAGGUAAUGAUUCUACUCGCCAAAACAAAUCCAAUAAGCUGUAGUUGUUCUGGUGACUAUAGUGUCCCUUUAAUGUAUGGAAAAUAAUUUUAAUAAAAAUUUUACAAAUCCCCCAGCUGUAUAAACAGAGAUAUUCCGUACUCUUAUUAGGAUCAUGGUGCUACUAGACCUGGGGUUGGCUCCCCCUACCAUAAUAGUUGCACAAAAUUGUGGUCCUGGCACUCAAGGAUCAAUUAAACUGCACAUUUAUUUGGAAAAAGUUUGAGAAAGAUCUCUUUGAGAUCAAAACGUUGCACUUUUUCCUAAAUAAAUGUGCUGUUUAAUUGAUCCUUGCGUGCCCGGACCACAAUUUUGUUAAAUCCCACAGAAUCACCAGUUUUAUGUGGCAAAAAACACUUUUAUACUAUAACAUAUAGGAGGAGUUGGGGAAGCCACAAAAUGAUACAAUCAAACAUGACCCAUUUAUUUAAAAAAAAAAAAAAAAAACUCUUUAGAGUUCAUAGGGACUAAUAUCUGCAGCGUUAUAGGGCGAAUGCACCAUAUUAGUACACUUGUUUGGUGAUUCCAUUGGUCAGUCUAGCAGAAUUUCAGGGGUUCCCCCCCCCCCACAAGUAUCAAGAUCUAUGUUCUUCUGACUUCCUUAUAUUUAAUCAUACUGUCUUACAUAUGACUGAAUAGGGGGAAUUAUUAAACAGAUGAUUUUUAAAAAUCUACACUCUUUGCCCCAGACAUCUAAUAUACCCGUUUUAAAAGUAUGUAACCAUAGUAUUUUGUUUGUUUUUAGGCGGAGGCGAGGGAGGCUGAUUGUUCACCUCUUCAGGGCCUUUAGGUUUAGUCAUACUUUUAAUUAUAUACUUCAACCAUUUGCAAAAUAUAAAUUUUAGUUUAUUUUGCACCAUAGUCAUUAACCCCUUAAGGAUGGGGGACGUGCUAUGCCGUCCUUAGGGAACCGGCUCUAAAUGCCGGGGGGCGGCAUAGCACGUCCCCGCCAUCCUAUGUACUUACCCGGUUGCAGGCGAUCCCACGCCGGUGAUCAAGGUAUGGGGACUUACCUGAGAGCCCAGGGAGUCUCACUCCUUCCUCUUCGGUCCACCUGGGCCAUGUGAUCCCGAGGACCUCACGAUCACAUGGACGGCAUAGUCCAUAGCAAUGCCAGCAGGGGGAGUGCCUGUAAUGACAGGUACUCCCCCUGCUGCCUUUAAAAAUAAAAAUUUAAAACAGUGUAAAAUUAAAUAAUAUAUACUUAGAUCAUAUAUAUUAUGAUAUGUGAUCUAAGUGUGUGUGUGUGUGUGUGUGUGUAUAUAUAUAUAUAUAUAUAUAUAUAUAUAUAUAUAUAUAUAUAUAUAUAUAUAUAUAUAUAUAUAUAUAUAUAUAAAUAUCAAAUAAAUAUGUAAAUACGUUUAAAAAAGUAGAACAAAAUAAUAUAUGUAUAUACAUGUGUAUAUGUAUAUGUAUGUAUGUGUAUAUAUAUAUAUAUAUAUAUAUAUAUAUAUAUAUUUAAAAAAAGUAUAUACAUGUAUAUAUUUAAUCAUUUUUCAUAAUUAGGUCAAUUUAUUAAUUACAAUUUGCGGGACCUGCCUGACAACCCAGACCGAAAGUCCUGGGGCAUUCCAAGACACCCUAAAACCUGUACAUGGGGGGUACUGUUUUACACAGAAGAAUUCGCUGAACACAAAUAUUAGUGUUUCAAAACAAAGAUAUCGUCAGUGAAAGUGAAAUCUUUUGCAUUUUUCACACACAAAUGGCACUUACACGGACGAUAUCAUUGUUGUGAUACGUUUUAUGAUUUUAAAAUACUAAUAUUUGUGUUCAGCAAAGUCUCUCGAGUAUAACAGUAUCCCCAUGUGCAGGUUUUAUGGUGUUUUCAAAAGUUACAGAGUCAAAUAUAAGGCUUGCGUUUCAGUUUUUUCACAUUAAAAUUCGCCAGAUUGGUUACGUUGUCUUUGAGAUCGUAUGGUAGCCCAGGAAUGAGAAUUACCCCCAUGAUGGCAUACCAUUUGCAAAAGUAGACAACCCAAGGUAUUGCAAAUGGGGUAUGUCCAGUCUUUUUUAGUAGCCACUUGGUCACAAACUUAGUGUUAAUAUUUGUUUGUGUGUGAAAAAUGCAAAAAACGAAUUUGAACGCCAAUUUUGGCCAGUGUUUGUGAUUACCUGGCUACUAAAAAAGACUGGACAUACCCCUUUUGCAAUACCUUGGGUUGUCUACUUUUGCAAAUGGUAUGCCAUCAUACACCCACUACACUGAACACUCCAUACUGAGCCAAGGGCGCCAGGCACCUCAGGGACCCCAGGAUCAGGGAGACUCAGCACCCGCUACCAAAGCGGAUAUCAAAGCCCUGGUUAAAGAAAUCAAGACCAUGUUUCAGGCGGAUAUGGCACUGGUGAGGGAGGAUAUUGCUGCGCUAACAAACAGGGUGGCAGCAGUGGAGGAGGGCGCAAAAGGUACAACGCUGGCGCAAAAUGCCACAGAUGCUGCAUUGAACGCCCUGCGCAAGCAGUGUGCCGACCAGCAAGCACAACUGGCGGACAUGGAAGACAGGCACAAGAUGCGGAACCUGAGGGUCCGGGGAAUACCGGAGACAAUCUCUGGCACUGAACUGCCACAUUUCUGCCGACGGCUCAUAGCCAUGCUGCUGACACCACAGCAAGCGAAACAGGUAAUGAUCGAUUCCUGCUUCAGGCUCUCCAGGGCGACCUCUACACCACGAGAAGGAGCUAGCGACGUCCUGAUAAAACUUGUGAGAGACUCUGACAGGGGAAUACUUAUGGGGGCCACAAGAGACUCUCCCACCGUGUUCCAUUUGAAGGGGCACAACUAGCAUUUUACAGAGACUAUUCAAGACACACUAUACAAUGGAGGAAAUCUUUCCGUCAGGUUACACAACUACUACGGGAUCAAGCCAUCCCCUACAAGUGGGGCCCACGCAGACUACAGGCGGACAAGGCAGGCGUGACACACUAGCUUAUCCUAAAAUACCUUUCCCUUUCAACUGACUUUGACUUUCAUUACCCAUUGUACAUCGCUGCAGACUCUGUUGUCGAUUUUAUAAAUAAUUAUCAUAACAGAAUGCAGGACAUUAAACUAUUUCAAGCACACAACAGAGUGUUGCCUGCAAUGCACCUGUAUAGCCCAGAAUAUAUGAAAUGAAAUGCAUAUUACACACAGUUUGUACACGUGCUACAUUUUUCAGACUGCUAUCCCUAGUGAUCCUUUGAGAUCUGUUUCUGUCAUGCCUAUUAAUACUUUUUUUUUUUUUUUUAAUGGGCAGUGUUUCUGCGUGUAUGUUCAUUGUGUUUUAGGUUGGUAACAUUACAUGUCUCCUGACAUAGGCAUAACAACUGACGUAAAGUAGUUGUGUUCUUGGUUCUUUAAUGGGUUAUGUAAUCAUUAAAUCUAAUUGCAGGUCUAAUGGAUGAGUUCAGUGAAUGGCUUUCAAAAGAAAAGGCUUUGCUGGUCGGUCAUCUUUUGCGCUUCAUGACGCAUCUCAUCUUAUUUUUUCGCACUCUGGGACUGCAAACCAAGGUAACUUCUAUUCAUAUUUCCAAAUAUAUCUUGAUACUAUUAUCUAAAAUAUUCAGAAUAAAGUCCCAUUGACGCUAGUCUUGUCAAAGUAUCUGUUUUAUGUAUUUCUUUACAAAUACCAGUUCAGUAGCAAAGAGAUGUCUAGCAGACAAUAUAAAUUGAUAAUAGCUGUCACUGUUUGCUCUAACCACGGACUAUUUGUUCACAAACUCACACGAGAGAAAUGAAGUACAGAAAGGUGGGUUUUUUUGUUCUUCCUAGAUAUGCGGUUUCAUUCAAAAUGGUAGCUUUCAUCAAACACGAAAAAUAUGUUUAAACAUUUUUUUUUUAUUUUUUUUUUGUAUCACUUUUCCAGAGAGAAUAGUAACCCCCUUUUUGCACUAAAAUGCUGUGCAAUAUUUCAUCUGAACUGAAUUUAAACUAGUCAAACCUAAAAUUCUUAGUAAAUUCUUGUAAGUGCACAGAUAUAGAUGGCCAAAGCAAACUCAACAUAUGCUGAGUUUUUAUUUCAAUAUAUUCUUGCAUCGUUUUUGCAUGGGGAAAAAAAUGAUUUUAUGUUUAUUAGGAAAUGUACAGACCUAAUUCAUUGUGCUGCUUUUUUCCCCAUAUAUGUAAAUGUUGCACUAUUUAAGCAUCUAUUGUGUAGAUUCUUUUGAUGUCGGCUAUUUUACAGGAUCUUCUAUAGAGGCCUAUUAUAUUUUCUAAUUCACAGGCAAAACUGUUCACCAGGUUAGUCACUAUUGUGUAUUUUGCACAUUCUACAAACAUACACAACUGUGACAAGUCCACUUUAGCCAUCAUAGCUUUCUCUUAGGAAUCUGUAGGACAACCAAGAUUGGCUGAAGUUUAUCUGCCAGUUCCUGUUUGGAGAAGAUGUCCGUACAGAAGCAUCAAAGACUAGAGAAGUCCUUUUUGUACAAGUAAUCAUUUCUCGAGCCAGUUCUCACAUCUCGCUACGUGUUAUUACUGAAAUGCCAUGCAUGGUCUAAUGUAAUUCAUAUUGUGACUUUCUGGAACCACUUAUAUUGCGCUGUAUCGUUUUGUUUUUGUGAUUUUGCACUGAAUGGAUAUUUGUUGUGUCAUUUCCUUUAUUUAGGAGGACGUUUGUGAGGAGGUUUUGGUUACCUACAUACAGGUGAGUUUAUUUUACAUUCUGCCUACAGCCUACAUAGAUUAGCAUUAAGUACACUGGGAGCUUAGUCUAGAAGACAUUGUUCUGUACAGUUAUCACGUUGGAGCUUUUAUUUCUUUAAGUCUUACAAAGCUAAAACUCCGUCAGAAUCCUUUUACCUGAAAUCAGAUUGAUAGGUAACAUGUGAUGCUGCUUUUUUGAUCCAAAGUAACAUAUUUACCUUGUAGUGGAGGUAAUUUAAAUACAAUUUAAUAUCUUUGAGUUGAGUAGAUUGCCAUUCAAUCCCUAUCCAAUGGGAUGGCUUUUACUGUGUUUAUAGGCAAUUGGGUACACACUGGUUCAUUUUGUGUAUUCAUUAUUUAACUUUGGAAUGCUGAUUUAGCUGUUUUUAGUGAUGAUUAUUAUUACCAUUUAUAUAGUGACAUGUUCCACAACACACUACAGCUUAAGAAGGAGAUAAAGGAUUACAACAGUUUUGGGGGACAAAAUGUUAGAGGCAUCAAUUCGACAGAUUUUGUAAUCUACAGAAUUGUGAGUUUAAGAAGUAUGUCAAUUCAUUGUAUUGUGCUCUAACUUUAGAGACUGAUAAACGAAAAGCAUAUUGAGCUAAUCGCCUUUUACGUCAGCCACCUACGCCAUGACCUAGCUAUAUCACAGUAUGCUGCAUUCCUGGAGAAUGUAACUGAACCGGAUCAGCGACACCAGUGCCUUGAACUUGCCAAGGAAGCAGGUAAUUAAAAAGCUGCCUCUAUGUUAAAGGUGUGUUUUUAAGGACCAUAACAACUACAUGUGGAUGAAGUGGUUAUGGUGAUACUAGGCUCCUGACACCUCAUUCUGUCCCUGUUACCAAAUAUAAAUGAAACUGAUCUUUUCCAUUAGCAAUAGUUGAGUAGGUACUCCUGUUUUGGAGGAGGUUUUUGUUGAAAUGGCUUAGUUUGACCCACAGCACUGAAGGCUUUCUGAGAUUCAAGUUUGUACCAAUUCACAUCUCCCUUUUCUGUGAAAGGGUUGCUCCACCAUGACCACUUCUACUUUGAUCACCAUUGAUUCCCAUUCCCUUGUCCACCCCUGACACUCUGUGUAACCCUCCCUCUUUUACAUGCUCUGCGUAUGGGAGGUGGGCAAAAUAAGCUGUCACUCAGCUAAUCUCACUGGCCAUGCGUGGUAUAGCCUGCAAUGGUCCAGCAAUGCUUAUCCUUGAGAAGCAUUUAAUUGGACCACAGACCAAGAGAGGAUAAUAUGGUGGAGAAGGUGGUGAAAUAAUUAAUUUUAAAAAUGUCUAAAAAAAUAAAGCAUGGGGAGGGGUGGAAUAAGUGCCAAAUGCCUAAUAGGGCAUUUUGAGGUUAAAAAAAUAGUGUAUUUGGAGUAACACUUUAAUUCGAAACCUGUUAACUUGAUUGCUGCAUGAGUUUGACCAUGAGUCAGGAUUCAUGUAAUGAGUAUCAAAUUAAUAUUCAGAUAGGGACAUUAAGAAUGUAGCCUGGUAUUCUAAAAAGUACAUUUAUUUAUAGCUAACAUUUUAAAACUGGAUGAAUUUUGACCACUAUAGGCACCCAGACCACUUCAGCUUAAUGAAGUGGUCUGGGUGCCAGGUCCAUCUAGGAUUAAGAGAAACUGCUAUGUUACAUUAGGGUUAAUCCAGCCUCUAGUGGCUGUCUCAUUGACAGCCGCUAGAGGCGCUUCCGCGCAUCUCACUGUAAAAAUCACAGUGAGAAGACGCUGACAUCCAUAGGAAAGCAUUGAGAAAAGCAUUCCUAUGGAGUGACUGAGACUGACUCUUGCCGCACAUGCACAUUCAGCCGAUGACGUCCGGAGGAGGAGAGUCCCCAGUGCCGAGGGAGCCCGGCGCUGAAAAAAAGGUUAGUGUUUAACCCCCUUCCUCCCACUUGAGCCCGGCAGGAGUGGGACCCUGAGGGUUGGGGCACCCUCAGGGCACUAAAGUGCCAGUAAAACGAGUUUGUUUUCCUGGCACAAUAGUGGUCCUUUAAAUGUAAAGAAUGUUGUUCAGCUAAAACCAAAAGCAUGACAGGCCUGCUUUAAUGAGAAUCAGAAAGUGUGUAAGAUGUCCCAGCCAAUUUGUUCACAAAGUCUCCUGCUAAACCAACCAUGGCGGCUUGGAGUUUUUUACUUUUGGCAUUAAAUUAUGACUUACUGCUUUACUCUGUCGUACUUUUUGGAAUUUAUGAAGAAUAUACUUGGCAUCUAUUCUGCAGUUAUGGCUAAAAUAUAACGCAACGUUUUUGUUUUUGUAAAGGUUUAGACGUGGCUUCAAUUACAAAGACUGUUGUUGAAAAUGUCCGUAAGCGGGAUACUGGUGAAUUUUCUCACCAUGAUCGUGUAGCUGCUCUUGCUCCCAACACGACAGAGGUAAGACAUACUGAAAAGGGAAAUGAAAACACGUUGUGAUUUAUUUACUAAAUGUGUUCACAAACCAGUUAAUUUUGUCAAACUGAACAUUUUAGAAACUCUAUGCUCAAGUAAUUUUGUUGGCUAAUUUAACCAGAUGUUUUUGUUUUCUUUUUCUGUUCACCACAAAUCAUUGUUUAGUGGGGACAUUAUGAUAAUCUGUACAUGUAUUUUGGUUAAGUCAAUAAAAUGUAUUAACACCUAAUGUGAACAAUUUUUAAUGAAUAUUGUAUAACCCACCGCUCCGGGACUUUCGUGCAACAUAAAUAGAGUACAAAACAGAGGAUUUUGGAAAGCCCUUUGGCAGGGCUAGAUCCUCCUAAGACCUUCAUAUUGCUCUUUCCAUAAAACAGUUCCUAGUGAUGUCUGCUGGGAACUGACAGAACUUGGCAGAGGAAAUGCCUCCUCUUGUCAAACUCUGUGUUAAUCACAUACUUUGAUACCUAUUGAAUGUAUUUGAAUUCCAUGAAUAUUUAUAAAAGCUGGUUGGAUAUAUGUUUACAGAUCGUAUGCCAUAAUGGCGAUGAUUGAAUUUGAAUUUAUUCCACCUCAAAGCGAGCUGUAUGCACAACAGAGAUUUUUUUGACAUCUUGUUAAUGUAGUUUUACCAACCUGGUCACCGGGGAAGGUUAGAUUUUAUACUCAGAACACAGCACUUCUUUAUUUAAAUGAAUGCCAACCAGCCAAUAAUUCUUAUUACCGUUUAGUUAUGUAUUUCAUUAAUCUGCUUCACAGGAGGAUCUCAAGAAAAUUGAUGUGAUCGACUGGUUGGUGUUUGAUCCUGCGCAGAGAUCAGAGGCAUUAAAACAGAGCAAUGCCAUAAUGCGACUUUUCCUAGGUAGCAAGCAACCAAACAUGUUUUAAUGUUAAUGACAGAUUUUUAUGGAUGUGUGUGUGUGUAUAUGUGUGUAAUAAUUUGUAUCAUUUCUCUUUUUUGAAUUAUUUAACUCUUUUUCCUAGUUUCAGAAUGGGCCUUUAAGUUGCACAUAUAACAUCUUAUUAUUUUCUUACUGACUUUAUGUGUGGAAGAAUGUGAUAUAUGCUGUUAAUGUUGCAAUUGACAUUUUUAUUUUAUUUAUUUUUUUGCAAUAAAUGUUUAACAUAUUGUGUUAACAUAUUAAAUGCAACACCAUGUAAUUCUAUAUAAAACAAAGGUGAUCUGCAAUGUAUUUUACUGUAUAUAUUUUUUGUACAGAAUAGUUUGUCCAUUUCAGUGAAUGAGCCAAGCCAUUAAUUUACAUUCCCUUUGCCUGAUCCUUUGAACGCCAAAGAAUUGUGUGCAUUGAGCACACAUCUGGUAUUGAAAUGGGGAAAGCUUGCAAUGUGCAAUGAUUUUUCUGACCUAACCUGCCUAAAAGUCCCUUAGGCUUCAUUAUAGGAUUAUUUUUUUUCCCUUGUCCAUCUGACUGUAUGUUAAUAUCCGAGUUCUUUAAAGCUUCAUUAGAUACUGGACCACACUGAAGCUGAUGAUAUUGCUAGGACUGGAUUUUCUAUAAUUCUAUGCUGGGCAAUAGUAACUUCUUGUUUUUCUGUAGCAUCACAAAAACGUGACGCAGCAAAAGAAGUGUUCGCGAAGAUUCCUCCAGAUUCUAUUGCUGAAAUCUAUAAUCAGUGGGAGGAGCAAGCCAUGGACAGUGCCCUUCCCGCUGAGGAUGAAAAUGCAAUCCGGGAGCAUCUGUGUAUUAGGGCGUAUUUGGUGAGUAUGUACAUACUACGAAUAAAGCUCCCCCCUGUAGCUGUAUUAGAAUUAAGAGCAGGUUUAGAAACACCAUUUCAAUGCAUUCUGGGUCACUCCCAGCAGCGUAACCAGUACACCUAUAGCAGUGAUUAUGCUCUGCUGUGAAGCUGCAUCUACAAACUGACCUUUUCAUUCCUUGCCGUUUUAUUGAUUACUGUCCUCUCUGAGUUUAUUUUCUUUCUGUCCAGUGAUCAUCAGUCAGUGUCGUUUAAUAUAAGAACAGUGACUGAGUCACACCACACAAAAAACUAAAGUUUUAGACUUAAGAAAAACAGACUUUUCUAAAAUUAAAAUAUGUGUACAGGAUUCAUUAUCAGACUGGAGCAAUUUAAAUGGAGUCCAAGAGAAAUGGUGGUAUUUAAAAGUUGCACUGCUUGUCACGUGCGUGGGCUAUAGGCCCAGCCGAGACAGUGGGGAGAGUGUGGAAGUGACAGAGUUAAUGACACCAGACCCCUGGUUACCUAUUGCUAGUCCCAGCAACCACUCAAUUAACCCCUGCAAUCCCUUCUACACUAUCCCCCUUAGUACUACUGCCACCACCAAGACUUUUAAACCCGGGCGUCUUAGGUUACCCCACACACAGGAGAAUUAUAGUAUCACAGUUCUACUUUUACUGAUAAAACAUAUAUAGUUAACCCCUUUUGGUAACGUGUUUACCUGAGCUUUCCUCUGGAGAGUGAAGCUCAUAGAGAACAGAGACACAAGCUGAUUAAGUAAACAUUUAAUCUGACAAAAGGAUUCACAGUGCUGAGUACAAAAUACAGAAAUAAAUGACAUACAGAUAACAAAUUGCAAAACAGUACAUAAAAUAAAAUAGGAGAAAACACAAGAAAUUCCUUACAUAUAUUUACCCCAUAUAGAAUUCUUGUGGGAGUCUUAGAUGGUAUAGAUCUCCUAGAAGUUACUGACAAAAAGAAAAAUGAAUAACUGACUUCCCUGGAUAGUCCAACACCCUCAUAUAUCUAAACUAGUUGUUUCUCAGUGGGCAGACCCCUGGGGGGGGGAUCAGAGGGGGUUGGUCUGGCAGUCUAUUGCCCACUCUAUGAAAUUCCUUGUGUCCAGCUCUGGUGAUGGCUAUCUAGAUGUUUUAUGGUCUAGGCCUGGUGCAAGAUCAAAGACCACAAUAAAUGUCAUCCCAAGGUUUACAAAAAAACUACUCUUAACAUAUAUAAACACACAUCAAACACCAACUCAUGCUUUUGGCAUGACACCUCCCCCUUAAGAUGGUGGACAGAAAAAUUCAGCCACAGGCUGAUUUAUCUGUCUAUCAUUAACCCUCUAGUUGCCGAGACAGGCCAUCUGCCCUUUUUGUGCUGGGCAGUGAAAUUAUACUGUUGGAGGAUAGGGCUCCAAUGGAGCAGUUUAUCAGUGUUACCUGUCACCUGCAGCAGGUUGUGAUCAGUCCAAACCACAGCUACAUCCUCAAACAUGCCUGAUUUGCCUGUUUCAAUUCCCCAUCGAUCUCUGGUAACAUCCCUUAAACCACACCCACUGAGCUCAUGUAGUAGUUGUAAGGGGAAGAAACCAAUGGAUUUCUGCAGCACUCCCCGGUAAGCCCACAAAAAAGCAGAAAGAGAACACUCCCAGGAUAGAUGUGCUGUAUCAACAUCCAUCAUCUCUUUCAUUUUGCGGUCUGUCUGCUGGCCUUGUUGCACUAUCAGACUCUGAACCUUUGGUUCACAAUCAGAAAGUUGCUUAGGUGUAUGCGUGAGUUGUGAUAAACUGACAAGGUUCCUGGUUCCUCCAACAGUAUGUUUCCCUGCAGCCAUCCUUCCUGGACCCACAGGCUGAGUCUGUCUGUGCCCCUCACUUUCACUCCGGUCAUCACACAUACAGAACUUUGGAAACUGGCUAAGUCUGGCGCAGAGUAAAGCUCACACACCCUCUGCCCUCCCUCAUAGCCUUGCUGUCCCUUCACAUUUUCACCCACCACAUCACAUACAUUUUCACAGGACACAUUUGACCCCCCUUGAUCAGAUACAGAAUUUUGCACACACUCACAUAAUUUAUUCUCCAAGGCAGGCCAUCCUCUCGCAAUCUCACAUAGCCCCUCAGACUCUGCAGCCGUGACCCACUGCUGACUUGUUACCACUGCGACUAGUGGUACACAUCCCUGGCUCUCACCUUCCUCCUCCCCCUUACUCUCUGACAUCCCAGCCUCACAGUAUUUUAAUACAGGCACAUCACUACUCACCCCUAUCUCACAUUUGGUAGACAUCACUGGUUCAGUUACAGGUAGAUAUUUAUCCACACCCUGCUCUCCCUCCCAGCAAUCACACUUCACAAUGUCUCCCAAAGUUUCACACAAUACCUUAGGUGGAGCAGUCAGCCCUUCUGGCUCACAAACAGUGUCCGCUGGAGCAUAGUGACAGAGCAUCCUGCCCAAAUCAUUCCCCAACAGAACAUUAACAGGGAUAUCCUCUGAAAUCCCCACUUCCCGCAAACCUUUGCCCACACCCCAAUCAAGGUACACACGUGCCAAGGGCACAGCGGGACGCACACCCCCAAUUCCUUUGAUGGACAUGGUUCUUCCGGGAUUUAUGUCCUCCGUAUUCACCACUUCAGGGCGCACCAGGGUGAAGGAAGCUCCAGAAUCUCUCAGUCCCAUGAUCACUCGGUCACCCACAAUUACACUCUGCAGGUUAUCCUCUCGUUUCCCCACGGACCCACCCACAAGCAAUACUGAUGGUGCCCCUCCACGGACUGUUGAGGGCAUAUUCCUAGUGGGGCAAGUCCUGCUCAGAUGACCAAUCUGGUUGCAUCGAAAACAACGGCGGGCAUCUGACUCACUUGACAUAGCCCCGGCUACGCUGGCAGUCGGCGGUGAAGUUCUCACUGCAGAUCUUACAGGUGGUGAUUGAACUGUAGCUUCUCUCCAGGUCGAAGUAGCAGCUGACACAAGUCCACGCCUGGAUGUGGGUGCAUGGAUGUCGGCAUAGUCAUCUGCCAGUUCUGCAGCAGCCCUAGCAUUUUUUGGCUUUCUUUCCAAAAUCCACUCUCGUACAUUAGGGCUCCGGGUCUGCAAGAACUGCUCUAGGACCAGUAAGUCAUUAAGGGCUUCAUAGGUAGUAGCUUGUACUCCUGUUACCCAUUGCCGGAACGUGGUUUCUAAUUGUGCAACAUAUAGAAUGCAGCUGGAUGAUGGGCAUUGCUGCAUACUCCUAAACUUUUUCCUGUAAGACUCAGGAGUAAGGUUAAAAGUUUUUUGCAAUGCAGAUUUGAUUGCCUCAUAGUUGUUAUCAGUCUCUGGGGGAAGGGACACAAACACAUCCAAGGCUUUCCCUUUCAAUUGUGGAGUUAAAUAUCUGCCCCACUGGUCUGAGGGUAGUUGAUGCUGCCUGCAUACUUUCUCAAAACUUUUAAAAAAUACAUCCAAAUCUGUCCCUUCUUCGAGGGAAGGAAAAUCAUCCUUACGGAGCCUACGUGUGCUGGACUCUGAUGCAUUGCUGUUCAGUGAGGACUGAAGGGUAAAUUGCAGUUUAGCAAGUUCCAGCUCAUGUCUCCUUUGUGCCUCCCUUUCUGCAGAUUCCCUUUCUGCAGCCUGCUGUUGGAUCAUCACAUGCAGGGCCUCCUGAGGAUUUGCAGCCAUCAGUUGCCGAAAUAAAUCAGUUGAGCAAAUGUCCUUAAUGUUUUGAGGGGUACAACCACCAGGCAUUUCAGUAAGCAACACUCCUGCAGUAGUAGGGAGCUCGGUAACCCUUUCAGUAUCCGUCUCUGGCUGGAAAAUAUGGCUGUCAGCCUCCACAAGGUCAGCAAUAAGUUGUGCCUUAUUUUUGCCAAAAGUUGGUAAAUUCUUUUCUUGGCACAACAAUUCCAAGGCCUCUUUUGAUUGUUUGCGAUAGGCCUCCAUAUUCACAAAUAGGAUAGAGAAAGAAAAACAAAAGAUGGGAGGGGAGAACUGUUUUGCACUUUGUAUGUAUUUUAAAUCAGCACUGAGCUUGGUCUUUGGAAAUUACACAAAAACAAGUAUGCAAUUUCUUUUAGUGCUAAGACCCCCUUUACAGGUAAAAUCUAGCAAGCACUAAAAAUCUCUAAAUAUAUCCCACUAGCUGCCGCCAGUUUGUCACGUGCGUGGGCUAUAGGCCCAGCCGAGACAGUGGGGAGAGUGUGGAAGUGACAGAGUUAAUGACACCAGACCCCUGGUUACCUGUUGCUAGUCCCAGCAACCACUCAAUUAACCCCUGCAAUCCCUUCUACACUAACCCCCUUAGUACACUUGACUGCCACCACCAAGACUUUUAAACCCGGGCGUCUUAGGUUACCCCACACACAGGAGAAUUAUAGUAUCACAGUUCUACUUUUACUGAUAAAACAUAUAUAGUUAACCCUUUUUGGUAACGUGUUUACCUGAGCUUUCCUCUGGAGAGUGAAGCUCAUAGAGAACAGAGACACAAGCUGAUUAAGUAAACAUUUAAUCUGACAAAAAGGAUUCACAGUGCUGAGUACAAAAUACAGAAAUAAAUGACAUACAGAUAACAAAUUGCAAAACAGUACAUAAAAUAAAAUAGGAGAAAACACAAGAAAUUCCUUACAUAUAUUUACCCCAUAUAGAAUUCUUGUGGGAGUCUUAGAUGGUAUAGGUCUCCUAGAAGUUACUGACAAAAGAAAAAUGAAUAACUGACUUCCCUGGAUAGUCCAACACCCUCAUAUAUCUAAACUAGUUGUUUCUCAGUGGGCAGACCCCUGGGGGGAUCAGAGGGGGUUGGUCUGGCAGUCUAUUGCCCACUCUAUGAAAUUCCUUGUGUCCAGCUCUGGUGAUGGCUAUCUAGAUGUUUUAUGGUCUAGGCCUGGUGCAAGAUCAAAGACCACAAUAAAUGUCAUCCCAAGGUUUACAAAAAAACUACUCUUAACAUAUAUAAACACACAUCAAACACCAACUCAUGCUUUUGGCAUGACACUGCUGAAGACAACAGAAAAUUGCAUUAGGCUUGUCAGUAAAAGCAAAAAAAUUAAGAAACCACUGAGGUACUCCACAGAUGUGGCCAAAAUAGUAAAAAAAACUGUUAGCAUUUAGUAAUUAAAAACCACAGUGAGGAAGAUACAGAUCUAUAAGAUUAGUCAGAAAGAGGCUAAGCAAAGUUAUAAGAGCUUCCAAAUCACACACAGAAGAGAAAAUAGCACAGUCAGUAAAAAAGAGGGGACAGAGCAUUUUUUAGAUACAUAAAUGAGAAAAGGAAAGUAAAACAAGGAUUAGUUAGAUUAAAAACAAAAGGAGGGUAUAUAGAAGAGGAUAAAAGUCUAGCUGACUGCCUCGAUUAAUAUUUUUGUUCAGUAUUUACAGAUGAAAAUGAAGGAAAUUGACCUCAGUUAGGAAAAAGGGCAAAUCAGUCAUUUAUUACACGUGAGUUUACAGGGGAAGAGGUUCUAUUUCAACUGUCAAAAGUUAAGACAAAUAAGUCAAUGUGGCCUGCUGGAAUACACCCAAAGUUAUUAAAAUAGCUUAGUGGUGUACUAGCAAAACCAUUAACAGAUUUAUUUAACCAAUCAUUGUUAACAGGAGUAGUCCCAGAAGAUUGGAAGUUAGCGAAUGUUGUGCCCAUUUACAAGAAAGGUAAUAGGGAGGAGUCUGGCAACUAUAGGCCAGUAAGCCUUACUUCAGUAGUGGGGAAAGUGAUGGAAACCAUGUUAAAGGAUAGGAUUGUUGAACAUCUAAAAACACAUGGAUUUCAAGAUCAGAGACAACAUGGGUUUACUUCAGGGAGAUCAUGCCAAACAAAUCUUAUUGAUUUUUUUGAUUGGGUAACUAAAAUUAUAGAUCAGGGUGGUGCAGUAGACAUUGCUUACCUAGAUUUCAGUAAGGCUUUUGACACUGUUGCACAUAGAAGGCUUAUCAAUAAACUGCAAUCUUUAAGUUUGGAUUCCAAUAUUGUUGAAUGGGUUAGGCAGUGGCUGAGUGACAGGCAACAGAGGGUUGUAGUCAAUGGAGUAUAUUUGAAGCAUGGGCUUGUCACCAGUGGGGUACCUCAGGGAUCUGUGCUUGGACCCAUUCUCUUUAAUAUUUGUAUUAGUGAUACCUAUUUCAUUAUGUUCAACAUACUCUUGUAUGCUGUUGUGACAAUGCAAGUUGCACUGUAUUUUAAUGCACGACCAAAAAUAAGGAUUUACAAAAAGGUCUGGAUGGUAAGGUAUGUGUUUUUGCUGAUGAUACUAAGAUAUGUAACAAGGUUGAUGUUCCAGGAGGGAUAAGCCUAAUGGCAAAUGAUUUAGGUAAACUAGAAAAUUGGUCAGAGUUGUGGCAACUGACAUUUAAUGUGGAAGAUAAUGCAUCUUGGACAUAAAAACCCAAGGGCAGAGUACAGAAUCUUUGAUAGAGUCCUAACCUCAACAUAUGAGGAAAGGGAUUUAGGGAUGAUUAUUUCUGAUGAAGGUAGGCAGACAAUGUAAUAGAGCAGCAGGAAAUGCUAGCAGAAUGCUUGGUUGUAUAGGGAGAGGUAUUAGCAGUAGAAAGAGGGAAGUGCUCAUGCCAUUGUACAGAACACUGGUGAGACCUCACUUGGAGUAUUGUACACAGUACUGGAGACCGUAUCUUCAGAAGGAUAUUGAUACCUUAGAGAGGGUUCAGAGAAGGGCUACUAAACUGGUUCAUGGAUUGCGGGAUAAAACUUACCAGGAAAGGUUAAAGGAUCUUAACAUGUAUAGCUUGGAGGAAAGACGAGACAGGGGGGAUAUGAUAGAAACAUUUAAAUAUAUAAAGGGAAUCAACACAGUAAAGGAGGAGACUAUAUUUAAAAGAAGAAAAACUACCACAACAAGAGGACAUAGUCUUAAAUUAGAGGGACAAAGGUUUAAAAAUAAUAUCAGGAAGUAUUACUUUACUGAGAGGGUAGUGGAUGCAUGGAAUAGCCUUCCAGCUGAAGUGGUAGAGGUUAACACAGUAAAGGAGUUUAAGCAUGCGUGGGAUAGGCAUAAGGCUAUCCUAACUAUAAGAUAAGACUAGGGACUAAUGAAAGUAUUUAGAAAAUUGGGCAGACUAGAUGGGCCGAAUGGCUCUUAUCUGCCAUCACAUUCUAUGUUUCUAUCACUUGGAAAGAAUGCUUCUCCAUUCAGCCACUCAAAUAUUUGUAUGGCUUGAGCCGUGCCUUACAAGUACUUCAACAACUGAUUGGGGAAGCUGGGAACUGGAGAUUUUUCUAAAAGGAUUUGAAAAGCAAGUCUGCAAUAAAUGUAGCACUUAUGAGGUUUUCUACAAAGAGUGUUCUGUUUUGAAAAGUGGUCUAAUGUAGUGGAGCAGUCACCAUGGAAACCAGUGGCACCAGGAGGCACAUUCCAUUUGUGACUCUCCCCUUUUCCAUGUUUGCACCGCCUUUCAGAACAGACACUUUUUAUACAUAACCUCUAUUGUGUAUGAGGCCUAGACAGGUUAGACACAUCAUGGGCAGUUUUAUCUAUUUCUAAAUUCUCCAGUGCUGCCCCAAUCCUGCAGGUACCUAAGAAAGAGGUGGUAAUAUCAAAGCAGUCAUCUGUUAAUCCUCUCCAGAUACCUUGACACAUUAUCCAGGCUGUGAUCGAGCCGCUGCUUGUGUAUUUUUGGUGAGUUUCUAAACUGUGUUUCAUCUGUUUGUUUUUUAGGAAGCCUAUGAUGCUUUCAAUCUGUGGUUCAACCAUGUGAAUGUACCCCCUCAGAAACCAGCUCUGGCUGGUCAAGUAUCGUUCACUGAGAAAGUAGCUCACGAGCAUAAAGAAAAGAAAUAUGAGGUAAGUAAUUACACUGGGAGUCGGGCCAGAAUUAAAGGAACACAGCCAGUAUAUUUUCACUUGACGAGAAGAAAAUUGAUGACCAACUCUAAGUCAAUGGGAUUUUUUUAAUGGCCGUUUAAAUCUUUAUGCAUAUUUGCACAUUUUCUGUUACCAGAUGGACUAUGGUAUUUGGAAGAGUCAUUUAGACACUUUAACAACAGAUGUAAAAGAGAAGAUCUACAACGUCUUGCUAUUUGUGGACGGAGGUUGGAUGGUUGAUGUUAGGGAGGUGAGUAAUACGUCUUUUGAGAUCUGAAAGAGCUGUAAUCAAAAGGACUGUCUUGUCAAUUGUGAGAUGUUUGAAGCCUUCACUGUCCACUUCAUUGCUCAUUUUCUUUCCAAAUUGAGUAUUGUUCUUUUACCUCUGAUUUAUUUGCUGCAUAGGAAAAUGUGUUCUAGUCCACCCUGCCAUGAGAGAAGGACACUGUGACACUAUAUAGAGCGAUAGCCCUAACUUUGGCGAUGAUGUUAACCAUUUAUUGUGGGAGCUUGGCAGCUCAUGAAUAAAAUGUGUCUCUUAAGCAGUUUUUGUGUGCUGCCCUGAAAGUCUGACACAGAGAAUUCUGAAAGCAGAGCCACCUUGCUCCCAGAAAGAUGCUAUGACUAUCCAAGCCCCAUAGUGUGUAGUUCUUAUCCAGGCAUUUAGGGGGAAUGGUAUGUGCAUGUUUGGAGGGGUGGACCAGCUGUGUGCACACCUCUCAUCAUGGAAAAAGAAACAGCCUUCAGGCUAAAUAUGCCUUUUAAUCCAAAGAUGUACAGGUUAAAUGUAAGCCUUUCUAAGGACUAGGCCAUUUUACCUGGCUUCUUAAUAGUUGGUUUUAAAGGAACAGUUUGAGAAUGAUUUGAUAACUUCCCUGGGUCUGCCAGGUGCUCACUUCCACCCCACAAAGCUCCCACAUUGAGUUAAGUUUGAUAUUGCAGGGAGGCACUCAUUGUCUGAGAGCGCUCAGCUGACCCUGCAUGGCAAGGCUUAGGUCAGUGGAGCUAAUGGAUGCAGGUGGGCAUCCAGAAGAACCCAGGAAAGUUGUCCAACAGUUCUUUAACUAUUUGGUUGCUUAGCCAGGUAUGGAUCCACUGCACUCCUGGUACCAUAACCACUAUAUAGCAGACUGUAGUGUUACGGUGCUUGGAGUGUUCCUCUCAUUAGUCCUUUAUUGGUAUAGUAAUUGAACAGUGCAAUGGCACAUACAUUGAUCCUACACUUAUUUCUUUGGAGGUAGGUGUUGCACUGUCAAAGCCAAACGCUGUACCUGCUUCAGCAGCAGUGUUAAUUUUGGUUUCAAAUUAAAAUUUAGGUUUAGUCAUAGUCUUUUUACUAAAAAGCAGUUUUAGUUGUAUUUUAGUCCUCUAAAUUGUUUUAGUUUUAGUUGACUAAAUCUUCAGUGGAUUUUAGUAGACAUGACUAAAAUCGAAUGGGUUUAAUUAAAGCCUCUUUUGCCCCUUCCACAGCCUUUCUGUGCAGUGUUCGUUUUGGCUCCAAAUUUCAAUUUAGUUUUAGUCAUAGUGUUUUGACUAAAAUGCCAUUCUAGUUUGUCGUAUUUUAGUCAUCUUAAUUGUUUUAGUCGACAAAAUUAAUGCUGUUCAGCAGUUACCUAUUUCACACGAUAGUCAUAUUAUAUUUGCAGUUUCUUUGAUAGUAUAUUAACUUACCACCUUUUUAUUUAUUAAUAGGAUGCAGAAAAUGACCCAGAGCGGGCACAUCAGAUGGCAUCACUCAGACGCCUGUGCCUUCCAGGGCUGUGCUUUAUUCUCCACACAGUGAUGCAUAAAGCAGAGCAGUACAAGGAGUGCCUCCAACUGGCCGAUUUGGUGGCUUCUCACCGUCACAAACUUUAUGAGGUUUGGAUGACUUUUCAUUCCUUUGCUAAAAUCUAAAUACUUUGUGUCGUCAUAAUGAUGCUGUCUUUAAAAAAAAAAUAUCAACCGAUUCAAUGUGGACAACAUUUCAGACUUCCUCUCCUGUCACUUCCAUUAUGCCAAAUGAGUCUGGCACCACUACAGUUUUCGAUGACUUAGAAGGUCUCUGAUAGACCUCUUGGUUUCUCCUUUUUAUUAUGCAUGGUCAUGAAGCCUGCAUUUACUGGGAAUCCUCAGCUAAAACAUCCCUUCCAAUCCAUGUGCGCCUAUAGCUUUCUUACGGACGGCAGUUUUAUACAAUAUUGCAGUCCAGCUGUCAGACAUCUUUCUGAUAGCCGUCAGCUGGUCUUAACUAUGAAAAGCCGGGCACCAAUAAUUUCAGUGUUGAUAAUCUCGCUGGGCCUGAAGUUGGUUUCAUGCUACUAUGCAUGCCAAACAAAUUGAUUUAAUUUGUUUAAUAAUGUUGCUUAUCCUAUACAAAUAUAAGGCAUUAAAAUGUAUAUGCAAAAAAUAAUUUAAAGGAUCACUAUAGUGUCAGGAAAACAAACUCGUUUUCCUGACACUGGAUCAUCCUUGGAGUUAAAAACCCUUUCAGCUACUUACUUUUAUCCAGUGCCAGGCUCCCUCGGCGCUGGUGAAUUCUCCUCCCACGCCGACGUCAGCUCCCGAGUGUGGCAGCAUUCGCAUGCACGGAAAGAGCUGCGAGCGCGUUCAAACAGUCCAUAGCAAAGCAUUUCUCAAUGCUUUCCUAUGGACGUCCUGCACGCUGGAUGCGAUUUUUGUCAGGAAGACAGCCACUAGAAGUUGGAUUAACCCUGCAAUGUACACAUAGCAGUUUCUCUGAAACUUCUAUGUUUACAUCGGAAUGGUUAAAACAUGGGGCACAUGGCACCCAGACCACUUCAUUGAGUUUUCCAAGCCUUCUCGUACACACAUACACACAUUAUUUUAUUCCAAUUGUAUGUAAAAAAAAAAAAAAAAAUAGUUUAAAUCUGCUGGACGUAUUUAAGAGUCUCUGGCACUCAAACGUCUGGUAUUACAGGUUAAUUUUACAUGUCAGAAUUAUCCAUUAAAUGUGAAUUUCAAAAACAUUUUGCAGUCUAUUCCAUUAUAUUGUUGAAUUCUGAAUGCAGUGCUUUACCGUCCUAUUUUAUUAUUUUGCCUGUUUAUUAUGCUGUUGGGUGAGCAUUUACAAUGUAUUUCCUAUGCAUCGUUUUUCAUUAUAGGUGUUUACAAAGACAGAAGUGAGGAGUCUUCUGCAGAAGCUGAGAGAGUCGUCUCUUAAACUACUGGAUCUACAAUUGGAUCCUUUUGGAUAUGAAGUCCAGUCAUGACCAAGUGCCUCAAGAUAACAGCUGAUUCAGAUGUAUCAUGUCCAGAUAUGGAGAAGAGGGGUGGGGGGGGGACAAGAAAAUGCAGGAAAACAAAUUUCUACUAAACUCAAAAUAUAACAUUUACCGGAUUUUGCCCUAUUUUUGUGGAGGGGGGUUAUUCAUAAAAUAAUAAUGAUGAUGUUUGAUAAUAAAAUGUUCUGUAAACUAUGGAAGGUUAUUUUUUGAACAUUGUGUAUUGAGGCAAAUUUCUGUUUCUAUUACAGUGUGUGUACAGACACAACUAUCCUGGAAUUAUUUUUCAGCAAUUGUUCAUAACAUUUUCAUUUCAUAUAAUAUUUGCAAAUAAAUAUUAAAGAAGAAAUACACAGGAAAUCUCCUAAGUUGGGAUGUCUGUCUCUGUGUAUCACUACCCAGAUAUAAAAGUGGCAAAUCGGUGCAUACUUUGCAAAUUUGGUUAAACCCCCAUGGUGCUUUUAGGGCCCCCAAAUGAGCAACCCCAGAGCAUUGUGGGGUGAUGGCAAGGAGGUAUGAUUUAUGCUGGCCUCCAUUGCACUCCUCACUCCAAUCAAAUCUAUAAUAGUGUUUAAUGGUAUAAAGGGGCUAGUAGAUCACUCGGGUGGAAAUUCAGUCUGUGAAACAGCAGACAUUAUUAGAGCUGGAUAAAAUAUACAAAGUUGGGAUAAAAUUAAAACCUUUUUAAAGGGUAAUUCUUGCCUUAUAUAGGUCAGUAUGUCAAUGUGUAUUACUG
This is a messenger RNA of Pelobates cultripes (western spadefoot toad), 46365 nucleotides long. The record is from the annotation of a GenBank genome assembly. Lineage: Eukaryota; Metazoa; Chordata; Amphibia; Anura; Pelobatidae.